GUCUGUGUCUAGAGAAAGUCCCGGCUGCGUCUCCGUCCCUGUCCAAUCGUAACAUGGACAAAGACCAAGAAGUGAUUACCUGCUAUGAGAAGUCUGGAGACAUCGCCCUGCUCUACCUACAGGAAGUAGAGAAGGUAACCUAGCAACCGGCUGACAUUGGCUUUACUACUGGAUGUGUUGACGGGAGGGAGAAGCUGGAGAUGCUCUAAUCACUUUGACCAAACCAAAUCAUUUUCAGGGGAUCUAGGCUAAUAGUAACAAAAUGACGAACCCUCUUUUAAAAUGACAGUUAAGAUGCAAUACCAAAUAGCGAAGACCAAGGCCCAGCCACCAGUAACUUAACUAAUGUUCUCGGAUAGUUGCUGUUUGACCUUUUAAUGAAUAGAUAUCCUUCCAUGGUGUCUUCAAUAAGCGGAUUGGACUUGGCUGUAAUUAAUAAAUUAGUUAAUUGAUUGGAUUUAUAUAGGGCUUUUUCAGUGCUCAAAGCGGCAACCAUUUUGUGCCAGAACGCUCACCACACAUCAGCUAAUGUUUGGGAUUUGGAUCUGCCUGUGUGCUAGUGCAGUAGUGCAGUAGGCCUAUACCCCAUCUGUAGUGCUGGUGUCUGUAGUAUUAGUACCGUAGUGGUGGAAGGGGGCCAGGUCCAUCAGGCAGGCAGGUCCUGGAGCUGUUCCAAUCUCCAGCAGCAGAUCGAUGCAGCAUCGACAGACUGGCCCAGGGUUUGAUGAUCUUGUUUUCUGACCUUGGCUGCUGUUUUAAUCAGCAACUUUUUUCUCCACUCUGAUUUGUUCUGCCAACAGGUUUUUCCCCUACAUUUGUUUUUCUCUCUUUCUGGGUGCUCUGUGUUUCUCCCUCUCUGUUUCUCUCUAUCUCUCUGCUCGCUCUCUUGCUGUCUCUCCCCCCCCCCCAUUCUGGUUUGUCAAAGAUAAAAUUGGUUGUCACAUUUUGCUGAGUCAUCACUUGCCAUUGUCUACAAUGCAUUAUGAAAAUGUGUCUAAAGCUUGGUAGAAGAUGCUCCAAAACAAUCCAAACCAACUCAUAUAACAUCACAAUCCCAUUCUGAAUGAUGUCUCUGCACUCAAUUUUAGAAAUGUUUUUCCACAGUACCAUAAAUCCAUGUAUGAAUGAUGCUGUUAACAACAACAACAACGACAACAACAACAACAACAAGAUGCAAAUAUGGAUUUAUGGGACAGUGGAUUUUUUUUCUAAACAUUGAGUGCCAAGACAUCCAUAAUGGGAUUCUAAUGGCAAGUGAUGAAUCAGCAAAAUGUGACAACUGAUUUCCUCUGUAACAAAACCAAAUAAAAAAAUGUUUUAAGCAUUUGGGGGAUCAACUACAAGCACAGAAAGAGUGGAAAUAAGGCCAUGUAAAAAUGGGUGAGCUUCCUCUUUAAGUGGUUUAUAGAUGGCCGGUGUCCUUAGUUGAUUCAUUUGGCCCAUUUUGGGCUCAUGGUGUCAUUUUAGUGACCAAGCCUCCGGAUAGAGCUGUGUUGUUGUUCCAAAAUGUCAUGAAACUGAAUCGGCUAUUUGAAUUCAAUAUUGAAACUCUAAUCUAGUGGCAUCGAUUCACUCCCCCAAAUAGCCAACCCCCCCAAAUAACCCUCCGCCUCCCUGUAACUGAACCAGCAGCUGAUUCCAUCCAGCAUGCAAAGAGACACUGGUACAACACCCAGGAGAUGAAUAGGUCAACAGCACUACAGCCAGGUGUUGAUCUUGGGCCUAUUUAUCACUCCUGCUCAUCUCCACACCAGGCUAGUACCACUUUGUUCUGUUCUGCUCUGUUCUGCUGGCUUACAUAAGGCUGGGCUGCUAUAAGCUCUCUGCCUCUCUCUCUCUGCUUUUCUCUCUGCCUCUUUUUCUGCCUCGCUCUCUCUCUCUCUCCCUCUCAGUCGAUCAUGUGCCAGGCAGGCAGCACAAGGUACUGUGAGGACACUAGCUACCUGCUGCUGGAUGAAAUGAUUUCAUCUGUUUGACAGACAGGGAGGAGAGGAGAGUUGGAACACAAUGGGGCCCGUCUGGUUGGACUGAUGGAGAGAAAAUAGGGAGAGGACAGGCAUAGGAGGGUGAAGAGAGGAGAGGGGGAUGGUGAGAAGAGAGGAGCAGCCAUGGUUCUUUCAUCUGCCCACUCUCCUCUUCUCUCUCUUUCCUUCUAGUCCUAUUAUUAUAUCAUGUUAUCUUGGUUGUGUUUUCUUAUCUCUCUGAUUAUCGCUCUGAUUGGAGCGUUAGGCUGAUUUUAUGUAUUGUGUAUACAGUAUGAUAAUCUAUUGUUUUUUUGUUUUUUGGGGGGUAGAUCAGCUUUAAUAUUGCAGAUAGAUUGUAACUUCCAUCAAUGUAAUUGUCUGCAUCACUUCCAAUCCCCCAUAUGUUUUUAUUUCUCGCAUAUAUAUAUAUAUAUAUAUAUACAGUGGGGAGAACAAGUAUUUGAUACACUGCCGAUUUUGCAGGUUUUCCUACUUACAAAGCAUGUAGAGGUCUGUAAUUUUUAUCAUAGGUACACUUCAACUGUGAGAGACGGAAUCUAAAACAAAAAUCCAGAAAAUCACAUUGUAUGAUUUUUAAGUAAUUCAUUUGCAUUUUAUUGCAUGACAUAAGUAUUUGAUACAUCAGAAAAGCAGAACUUAAUAUUUGGUACAGAAACCUUUGUUUGCAAUUACAGAGAUCAUACGUUUCCUGUAGGUCUUGACCAAGUUUGCACACACUGCAGCAGGGAUUUUGGCCCACUCCUCCAUACAGACCUUCUCCAGAUCCUUCAGGUUUCGGGGCUGUCGCUGGGCAAUACAGACUUUCAGCUCCCUCCAAAGAUUUUCUAUUGGGUUCAGGUCUGGAGACUGGCUAGGCCACUCCAGGACCUUGAGAUGCUUCUUACGGAGUCACUCCUUAGUUGCCCUGGCUGUGUGUUUCGGGUCGUUGUCAUGCUGGAAGACCCAGCCACGACCCAUCUUCAAUGCUCUUACUGAGGGAAGGAGGUUGUUGGCCAAGAUCUCGCGAUACAUGGCCCCAUCCAUCCUCCCCUCAAUACGGUGCAGUCGUCCUGUCCCCUUUGCAGAAAAGCAUCCCCAAAGAAUGAUGUUUCCACCUCCAUGCUUCACGGUUGGGAUGGUGUUCUUGGGGUUGUACUCAUCCUUCUUCUUCCUCCAAACACGGCGAGUGAAGUUUAGACCAAAAAGCUCUAUUUUUGUCUCAUCAGACCACAUGACCUUCUCCCAUUCCACCUCUGGAUGAUCCAGAUGGUCAUUGGCAAACUUCAGACGGGCCUGGACAUGUGCUGGCUUGAGCAGGGGGACCUUGCGUGCGCUGCAGGAUUUUAAUCCAUGACGGCGUAGUGUGUUACUAAUUGUUUUCUUUGAGACUGUGAUCCCAGCUCUCUUCAGGUCAUUGACUAGGUCCUGCAGUGUAGUUCUGGGCUGAUCCCUCACCUUCCUCAUGAUCAUUGAUGCCCCACGAGGUGAGAUCUUGCAUGGAGCCCCAGACCGAGGGUGAUUGACCGUCAUCUUGUACUUCUUCCAUUUUCUAAUAAUUGCGCCAACAGUUGUUGCCUUCUCACCAAGCUGCUUGCCUAUUGUCCUGUAGCCCAUCCCAGCAUUGUGCAUGUCUACAAUUUUAUCCCUGAUGUCCUUACACAGCUCUCUGGUCUUGGCCAUUGUGGAGAGGUUGGAGUCUGUUUGAUUGAGUGUGUGGACAGGUGUCUUUUAUACAGGUAACGAGUUCAAACAGGUGCAGUUAAUACAGGUAAUGAGUGGAGAACAGGAGGGCUUCUUAAAGAAAAACUAACAGGUCUGUGAGAGCCAGAAUUCUUACUGGUUGGUAGGUGAUCAAAUACUUAUGUCAUGCAAUAAAAUGCAAAUGAAUUACUUAAAAAUCAUACAAUGUGAUUUUCUGCAUUUUUGUUUUAGAUUCCGUCUCUCACAGUUGAAGUGUACCUAUGAUAACAAUUACAGACCUCUACAUGCUUUGUAAGUAGGAAAACCUGCAAAAUCGGCAGUGUAUCAAAUACUUGUUCUCCCCACUGUAUAUAUAUAUAUAUAUAUACAGUUGAAGUCAGAAGUUUACAUACACCUCAGCCAAAUACAUUUAAAUUCAGUUUUUCACAAUUUCUGACAUUUAAUCCUAGUAAAAAUUCCCUAUCUUAGGUCAGUUAGGAUCACCACUUUAUUUUAAGAAUGUGAAAUGUCAGAAUAAUAGUAGAGAGAAUGAUUUAUUUCAGCUUUUAUUUAUUUUAUCACAUUCCCAGUGGGUCAGAAGUUUACAUACACUCAAUUAGUAUUUGGUAGCAUUGCCUUUAAAUUGUUUAACUUGGGUUAAACGUUUCGGGUAGCCUUCCACAAGCUUCCCACAAUAAGUUGAGUGAAUUUUGGCCCAUUCCUCCUGACAGAGCUGGUGUAACUGAGUCAGGUUUGUAGGCCUCCUUGCUCGCACAUGCUUUUUCAGUUCUUCCCACAAAUUUUCCUUCCUCAUAAUGCCAUCUAUUUUGUGAAGUGCACCAGUCCCUCCUGCAGCAAAGCACCCCCACAGCAUGAUGCUGCCACCCCCGUGCUUCACGGUUGGGAUGGUGUUCUUCGGCUUGCAAGCAUCCCCCUUUUACCCUCCAAACAAAACAAUGGUCAUUAUGGGCAAACAGUUCUAUUUGUGUUUCAUCAGACCACAGGACAUUUCUCCAAAAAGUACGAUCUUUGUCCCCAUGUGCAGUUGCAAACCGUAGUCUGGCUUUUUUUUUGGCGGUUUUGGAGCAGUGGCUUCUUCCUUGCUGAGCGGCCUUUCAGGUUAUGUCGAUAUAGGACUCGUUUUACUGUGGAUAUAGAUACUUUUGUACCUGUUUCCUCCAGCAUCUUCACAAGGUCCUUUGCUGUUGUUCUGGGAUUGAUUUUCACUUUUUGCACCAAAGUACGUUCAUCUCUAGGAGACAGAACGCGUCUCCUUCCUGAGCGGUAUGACGGCUGCGCGGUCCCAUGGUGUUUAUACUUGCGUACUAUUGUUUGUACAGAUGAACGUGGUACCUUCAGGCGUUUGGAAAUUGCUCCCAAGGAUGAACCAGACUUGUGGAGGUCUACAAUUCUUUUUCCUGAAGUCUUGGCUGAUUUAUUUUGAUUUUUCCCAUGAUGUCAAGCAAAGAGGCACUGAGUUUGAAGGUAGGCCUUGAAAUACAUCCACAGGUACACCUCCAAUUGACUCAAAUGAUGUCAAUUAGCCUAUCAGAAGCUUCUAAAGCCAUGACAUCAUUUUCUGGAAUUUUCCAAGUUGUUUAAAGGCACAGUCAACAGUGUAUGUAAACUUCUGACCCACUGGAAUUGUGAUACAGUGAAUUAUAAGUGAAAUAAUCUGUCUGUAAACAAUUGUUGGAAAAAUUACUUGUGUCAUGCACAAAGUAGAUGUCCUAACCGACUUGCCAAAACUAUAGUUUGUUAACAAGACAUUUGUGGAGUGGUUGAAAAACGAGUUUUAAUGACUCCAACCUAAGUGUAUGUAAACUUCCGACUUCAACUGUACAUAUACAUACAUACAUACAUACAUACAUACAUACAUACAUACAUACAUACAUACAUACAUACAUACAUACAUACAUACAUACAUACAUACAUACAUACAUACAUAUACAUAUAUAUAUACAUAUCCUUUAAAAAUAUAUAUUUCCCUUUAUUACUUUCCAAACCCACGACCCCUUCCUUAAUUGGAGUACACUAGUGAACAACAACGCUUAGGCCUCUACUUCCAGCUUACACAUACUAUAUACAUUUUAUGGACACAGUCAAUUUUACAAUAAUUAUAUUUUGUUUGUUUUUACUCCUGAACUUCCUCUACCCUCAACCUCUCCGAUCAUUUUCAUGAUGUCCAUCCGGUUUGCUUCUAUAUGCCAUUUCUUUCUAACUGUGCUCUUUCACAAAAGCUCUCAACCUAUAACCUAUAUACUUAUUAUGGACACAGUAUGCUUUACAUUAGUUAUCUUGUUGUUAUUAGUUGUUGUUAGUUUUUAUUAGUCCCAUCCUUCAGCUCCAUUCAACACCUCCCAUCUAUCUCUUAACACCAUCCUUAUUGGAUUUCUAUUUGCCAUAUAUUUUUACUGUACUGUGAUGUUUCACAAAAGUUCUGAACCCUUCUAUUCUCAUUGUUUCUACAGAUUGUAAAUUGAAAAUAAACAUUUUUGCUAAAAGUAUUAUUAUAUUAUUGAUCGAUUGACUAUGACUUUUCAGAUCACCCAGUAGUGCUAUCUGCAGGGUUAGCUCCAGGUAAAUAUUGCAAUCCUUCAGCCAUUCCUGGACCUAUGACCAAAAACAAGAUACAAAUGGACAGUAUCAAAACAAAUGAUCUAAUGAUUCUGUCUCUUCGCAGCAAAAUCUGCAGAGCUGGGAAGAUUGUAUCCCCCAUAUGAAUAACACUCUAUUGGUAGCAAGAAUUUUGUAUAAUAAUUUAAAUUGAAAAAUUCGAAGUGUUGAAUCCGGCGUCGUUUUGCGUGUCAGUUCAUAAACACUAUGCCAUGCAAUCGGUAAGUCAAAAAUCUCUUCCCAACUAUUUUGCAAUCUAUAUGGGACGGCUGUCAAUCCUUUGGUCCUUAAAUGAAACUGUUCCUUACUUUUUCCCCCUUCCACUUUCCUCUUCCAUUUUUGCGGUAAUGCUGCAAUUAUUUGGUUGUAAUUUUGGGUAGAGCAGACAUUUCCAUAUGUUUUUGUUAGCUGCAUGUGCGACAACUCCACCAGUCCUACCUAUGAUAUCAUUUACGAAGAUUAUACCCUUUUUAAUUUUUUUUUCAAAAAAUAAUGUUUUUUUUAAUCAAUUAGUAUAUUUGAGUUUAACCACUAUUUGUUGCAUUAUUUGUUCUGUCGUUUCUGGAGGAUUAAAGUGAAAUUGCAACCAACUUUAUAUGGCUUGUUUUAGAAAUAGUGAUAUUUGGGAGAUUAUUUCCUUUUCAAAUAACUGAAUGUGAGAGGUUGUAAUCUGAAUUAAGGGGUAAAAGGCCAUUCUUGUACAUGGGGUGAGACAAUCUUACUAAUUUGCUAGAGAACCAGUUUGGAUUUAAGUAUAACUUUUGUAUGACUGAACUUUUAGUGAUAGGUCUAAUGCUUUAAUAUUUAAUAAUUUCUGUCUUCCGAAUUCAUUUUCAUUAUAUAAAUAGGCCCUGUUUAAUUUUGUCUGGCUUCCUGUUCCAAAUAAAAUGGAAUCUUUUUUUCUCAUAGAAUUUAAUAAACUGUUUGCUAGGCGUAGGCAAGACCAUAAGCAAAUAGGUAUACUGGCAUAAUACUAAAUAAUUAAUCAGAUAGAUUUUUCCACAAAUAGACAGGUAUUUAAUUUAGCUAACUUUCUAUUAAAAUGUAUUGGAGUGAGAUCGUUUAUUUCAUUUGGGAUAUGUAUUCCGAGUAUAUCCACAUCACCAUCAGACUAUUUUAUUGGUAAACUACAUGGUAAUGUAAACAUUGUAUUUUUUUUGUGAUCCAAUAUGUAAUAUAGUACAUUUAUCAUAAUUUGGUUGUAAUCCAGAGAAGUUAGAAAAUGUAUCUAGAUCCUCUUGAGGCUGUGGAGGGAUUGAAGUUGUGGGGAAAAAAAAAAACAUGAAUCAUCAGCUUACAAUGACACCUUUGUUUUUAAGCCCUGGAUCUCUAAUCCCUUGAUAUUAUUGUUGGAUCUGAUUUUAAUAGCUAACAUUUCGAUGGCCAUAAUAAAUAGAUAUGCCGAUAGUGGACAACCUUGUUUUACUCCUCUUGACAGUUUAAAACUUUCUGAUAAAUAGCCAUUAUUUACUAUUUUACACAUGAGAUUCUUCAAAAUUGAAAUGCUCCAGGCAUUUAUAUAUAAACUCCAGUCGUACUUUAUCAAAUGCCUUUUGAAAGUCUGCUAUGAAUAGCAGGCCUGGAUUCCCAGAUUUUUCAUAGUGUUCUAUUGUUUCCAGUACUUGCCUUAUAUUAUCUCCAAUGUAUCGUCCAUGUAAAAAACAUGUCUAAUUAGAAUGAAUAAUGUCCGACAAUACCUUUUUUUAUUCUAUGCACUAUACAUUUAGCUAGAAUUGAAGUGUAAGGGGCCUCCAAUUUUUUAAAUGGACUGGAUCUUUAUAUUUCCCACUUGUAUCCUGUUUCAGUAAUAAUGAAAUCAGACCUUCUUCUUGAGUGUCUGAUAAUCUACCAUUUACAUAGGAGUGGUUAAAACAUGCUAUAAUAACGGUCCUCUGAAUAUAUAUCAAAAAAGGUUUGGUAUACCUCGACUGGUAUGCCAUCCAACCCUGGAGUUUUCCCGGGCUUAAAGUCUUUAAUUGCAUCCAGAAGUUCCUCCUCUGUAAUUUCACCUUCACAUGAGUCUUUCUGUAUGGCUGUUAAUUUUACAUUAUCAAUAGAAAAAAAAUCCCUACAAUUAGCUUCAGUGAGAGGAGAUGGAGGUGACUGAAACCAAAACAUAUGCUUAAAGUACUUUGCUUCUCUUGAUAUAAUCUAUUGUUAAUGCCCAAUGUGAUCACUAGGCUGACUUUGUUCUCUGCGUCUUCAAGCGUCCACAGCAGACUGAUCCUAGACCAGUGUGUUACCUGUGCUGUGUGUUUUGAGAAGUGGCUCCAAUGUUCCAGACCCUGUUCUCAGGUCAGUUUUGUGUGUUUCAGGCCCUCAGUUCGGGGUUGCAGAACCGCAGUCCAAAGCCAGGCCCAGUGGCCCAAGAGCAGGAGCUGGGAUACUUCCUGGAGACUGGACUUCAGAGGGCACAUGUCAUCCACUUCAAAAACGGGUAAGAGAGAGAGAGAGAGGGCAUGUUUGUGUGUGUGUGUGUGGAAUACUCCUACACUGACAUCUAGGCUGGUAAUAAUAAUUAUCACUAACCCACUGUGUGUGUUGCUCCUCCACUGUCACUCUUCCCUGCUCUCUGCUCCACACUCUUUCCUCCAAUCCAAGGGUCUGUUUGUCUCAGGACAGAUAGUAGGUAUUCCUCCUCUCCUCUCUGCCCUAGAAUAGCACAGUGUGUGGGUUACAACCCCCCCCCCCCCCCCCCCCCAGGGUGGGAUGGAGCCUGAAGUCCAUAGCUGCUGUGGUUUGAUCUAGUUAGCCAUAGUUUGGUACCUGCCGGCAAGCUCCCCUGUAGGUUAGAGCAGUAGCGUGUGUGUGACUAGCUAGAUCUGUUGAUAUGGAAGUAAUGCUCCUAGGAUGUGGUGGUAAAGCUCUGUGUGUUUGUGUGUGUGUGCUGGCUGUGUUUCAAUCAGGAUGAUGACCUCCUCCCUCUCGUAGCCCCGCCCCCAUACUGACAUCAUGACCUCCACUAUCCCAGCAUGCUUAGAGCUCAUCUCACAACCAUACCUAGGUUGCAUCCUAAAUGGCCAAGAGCCUAUAGGGCUCUGGACAAAAGUAAUGCACUUGAUAGAGAAAAUUGUGCCAUUUAGUAUGCACACCUUUUCUUAAACCUUUUCUUAAUCGCUCCUUUUACAAUUGUUCAAUUCCCAUACAUUAAUUAUUUAUCUCUCAUGGAAGUUAUGUGGAACUUGAUCUUCUCAUUUUAAUACAGCUACAUAUUAAAUCCACCAUUAAAUUCUCCUCAAGCACCCAUCCUUACCACAGUCUGCCUGGAAAACACUUGUUGUGUCCCAAAGGGCACACUAUACCCUAUAUAGUGCACUACUUUUGAUGAGGGCCCAUAGGGCUCUGGUCUAAAGUAGUGCACUAUAUAGGGAAUAGGGUGCCAUUUGGUACACAAUAUAGGGAAUAGGGUGCCAUUUGGUACACACGCAAUGUUAUAGAGCAAGGUCGAUUUUUCACUUGGAAAAUAGAGGAAACUGCUUCCCACUUCAAAGCAAGAGAGAAGAGAUAAAAAGAAAAGGCUGCUGCUGAAGCGAAUAGUUAAUAGAUGAUGCAACAUGGUGUCUCUCAUGUCGAAAGCGUCAUAUCUUCACCUACACUCAGCCUCCCCCUCCACACAGCUCUCUCUCGCUCACUCUCACUAAUAAAACAACAUAGGACAUACACACACACACACUGGUAUAGUGGUGGAAAGACAUAUACACCACACACACACUGGUAUAGUGGUGGAAAGACAUAUACACCACACACACACUGGUAUAGUGGUGGAAAGACAUAUACACCACACACACACUGGUAUAGUGGUGGAAAGACAUAUACACCACACACACACUGGUAUAGUGGUGGAAAGACAUAUACACCACACACACACUGGUAUAGUGGUGGAAAGACAUAUACACCACACACACACUGGUAUAGUGGUGGAAAGACAUAUACACCACACACACAGUUUACACACACUUCCCACAGCAUUUCAAGUGGGAAGGUGCUUUUCCUGUCAUCGAAUGCCAAUGCUAAAAAGGGAACGUCUUCAGUAAAUAGCCAGCUGCAUACAUGGCUAAUGUGUAAACUGUGAAUAGCGGUAAUUUUCUGUGGCUAAGGGUGUCUGCUAAGCUCAUGAAUAAUGCAGUAGCAUUCCUGCCUGUGAAUCUCGUGCUGCUCUCUCUGCUCAUAUAUGUUUGAGGAUCCAAAUAAAAACAAAUCUUACAGCAUUUUUUAUUAUCAUUAUUUUCCCUCUUUGUAAAGUGGUCAAGCAUGGUUGUAGUGUAUGAGGAGGAUGUCUUUUGUACUGGGCAUGGCACAAGGCAAUUCUUCAUACUAUGCCUUUAAUAAUAUGUCUUCAUAACAAUAUGCCUUUAUUGAAGUGUCAUGUUAAAUAGAACAGAUAAAAAAGAAUCUUGGCCUUAGUCAGGGAGUGAUUUCUGAUUUCCUACAGAGGAAAAGGUUUGGUUGGUUGGAUAAGAGUCUGUCUAGCGUACAAAUGAACUAACUGGAUGGAUGCAAGGGUUGCGUCCCAAAUGGUACCCUAGUUCUAUAUAGUGCACUACGUUCGACCAUAGGCCAAAAUCAAAAUUAGUGCACUACAUGGGGAAUAGGUUGCCAUUUUGGACAAAUACAUGGUCUGUGCUUCCUCACUUCUUAUUAGCAAAUCAAGUCUUAGAAUGCUGCAGUCAUGCAAUUACUCCCCCCCCCCCCCCCCCACACACACACACAGAUUCCUUCCUGCCUAUCUCCUUACUGUCAGUGCUGUAUUGAUUUGAGCUGAUUUAUGAAAAUGAGGCCUGACAGCAAAUACGCAUUACGCCUUUGACGCCCUCAUUUGCCACCACGUUACACACACACACACACACACACACACACACACACACACACACAUAAGCCACCAAGGAUUCUGAUGUACUCCCAUGUAAUGAACACCCGCGCCAAGCAUACCAAUGAAAGACCGCAAAACCUACCCACCACGUUAACACACACUAUAAGAAAUUGCCUAGUUUACUCAUGACACACACACACAUACAAAGACAAUCGACCAAAACCAAAGCUAGCUUAGCGUCUGUACAUUACACUUUUUCAGAAGUGUACAUUGGGGUUCUAGUGUGAGCGGUGGUCAAGCUGUCGGUUAGCUCUACAGAUAUGUGACGUGGCAGUCACUAAGUGAAGCUGACACUUUGCUCUCUCUCCCCCACCAUCACCCGCCUGUUCACCACACAUUUAGAUGGAGCUAUUUAUUCAGCAUUUUUCUGCUUCUAUUUGCACUUCCUCCUCCGUAGCCUGGGGCUGUAUUCUGUUUUCCUACCCUCCUCUCUUCUCCCUGGUCAUUGGGACAGGAAGAUAGGGGGAGGAGCCACUUGGAACUGGGCCGUUCUCUCGUCUGGUGUUACCGGGCAGUUUAGCACUCGGAGCUGAACCCUAGUCAGCAGCUCUCCAAAGUUAGUGUGACUCAUCGAUAACACAACAAAUGCUCACGUGCACAUAAGAUACUUUCUUGCGUGACGAACAUAAACACAUCACCAUCCCAUGAUGGUGUGAUGCAGUCAGAUAAUGCAUGUGAAAGGUGUGUGCUUGUGCGUGUGUGUGUUGUCAGUUCAGUGGGGGAGUGUUAGCUGAGUAGGUGUGUCAACAUUGCAGUGUGUCUGAUCCAUAGAGAAGUGUUGAGCCAUGGUAUUGACACCUCCCAUCAACUGACUCCCUCACACACUAAUGACCAUACCAGCUCAGUGACACACAAGCACACACACUGAUAUGCGCAUAUUCACUGUUAUUUAUAGGAAAUCUAUGUUUGUAAAGGUCUAUAAUUCUGAGGACAGAGAUUUUCUCAGAAUAAUCUAUUUUCAGCAUGGUCUGUAUUCGGUAUGGGUACAAUAUUUACAUUUUUAGUCAUUUAGCAGACGCUCUUAUCCAGAGCGACUUACAGUUAGCGAGUGCAUACAUCAUUUCAUACUGGCCCCCCGUGGGAGUCGAACCCACAACCCUGGUGUUGCAAGUGCCGUGCUCUACCAACUGAGCUACACGGGACAAUAUGUAUCCACACUAUCACUACUAUAUAUAAUAUGUAUCCACACUAUCACUACUAUAUAUAAUAUGUAUCCACACUAUCACUACUUUAUAUAAUCUGUAUCCACACUAUCACUACUAUAUAUAAUAUGUAUCCACACUAUCACUACUAUAUAUAAUCUGUAUCCACACUAUCACUACUAUAUAUAAUCUGUAUCCACACUAUCACUACUAUAUAUAAUCUGUAUCCACACUAUCACUACUAUAUACACUGCUCAAAAAAAUAAAGGGAACACUUAAACAACACAAUGUAACUCCAAGUCAAUCACACUUCUGUGAAAUCAAACUGUCCACUUAGGAAGCAACACUGAUUGACAAUACAUUUCACAUGCUGUUGUGCAAAUGGCAUAGACAACAGGUGGAAAGUAUAGGCAAUUAGCAAGACACCCCCAAUAAAGGACUGGUUUUGCAGGUGGUGAACACAGACCACUUCUCAGUUCCUAUGCUUCCUGGCUGAUGUUUUGGUCACUUUUGAAUGCUGGCGGUGCUUUCACUCUAGUGGUAGCAUGAGACUGAGUCUACAACCCACACAAGUGGCUCAGGUAGUGCAGCUCAUCCAGGAGGGCACAUCAAUGCGAGCUGUGGCAAGAAGGUUUGCUGUGUCUGUCAGCGUAGUGUCCAGAGCAUGGAGGCGCUACCAGGAGACAGGCCAGUACAUCAGGAGACGUGGAGGAGGCCGUAGGAGGGCAACAACCCAGCAGCAGGACUGCUACCUCCGCCUUUGUGCAAGGAGGAGCAGGAGGAGCACUGCCAGAGCCCUGCAAAAUGACCUCCAGCAGGCCACAAAUGUGCAUGUGUCUGCUCAAACGGUCAGAAACAGACUCCAUGAGGGUGGUAUGAGGGCCCGACGUCCACAGGUGGGGGUUGUGCUUACAGCCCAACACCGUGCAGGACGUUUGGCAUUUGCCAGAGAACACCAAGAUUGGCAAAUUCGCCACUGGCGCCCUGUGCUCUUCACAGAUGAAAGCAGGUUCACAUGUGACAGACGUGACAGAGUCUGGAGACGCCGUGGAGAACGUUCUGCUGCCUGCAACAUCCUCCAGUAUGACCGGUUUGGCAGUGGGUCAGUCAUGGUGUGGGGUGGCAUUUCUUUGGGGGUCUGCACAGCCCUCCAUGUGCUCGCCAGAGGUAGCCUGACUGCCAUUAGGUACCGAGAUGAGAUCCUCAGACCCCUUGUGAGACCAUAUGCUGGUGCGGUUGGCCCUGGGUUCCUCCUAAUGCAAGACAAUGCUAGACCUCAUGUGGCUGGAGUGUGUCAGCAGUUCCUGCAAGAGGAAGGCAUUGAUGCUAUGGACUGGCCCGCCCGUUCCCCAGACCUGAAUCCAAUUGAGCACAUCUGGGACAUCAUGUCUCACUCCAUCCACCAACGCCACGUUGCACCACAGACUGUCCAGGAGUUGGCGGAUGCUUUAGUCCAGGUCUGGGAGGAGAUCCCUCAGGAGACCAUCCGCCACCUCAUCAGGAGCAUGCCCAGGCGUUGUAGGGAGGUCAUACAGGCACGUGGAGGCCACACACACUACUGAGCCUCAUUUUGACUUGUUUUAAGGACAUUACAUCAAAGUUGGAUCAGCCUGUAGUGUGGUUUUACACUUUAAUUUUGAGGGUGACUCCAAAUCCAGACCUCCAUGGGUUGAUACAUUUGAUUUCCAUUGAUAAUUUUUGUGUGAUUUUGUUGUCAGAACAUUAAACUAUGUAAAGAAAAAAGUAUUUAAUAAGAUUAUUUCAUUCAUUCAGAUCUAGGAUGUGUUAUUUUAGUGUUCCCUUUAUUUUUUUGAGCAGUGUAUAAUCUGUAUCCACACUAUCACCACUAUAUAUCAUCUUUAUCUACUAUCAGUGCUUUGAAAAAGUAUUUGCCCCCUUUCUAGUUUUCUGUACUUUUACAUAUUUUUUUAUACUGAAUGUUAUCAGAUCUUCAACGAAAACCUAAUAUUAGAUAAAGGGAACCUAAGUGAACAAAUAACACAAAAAUUACAUACUUAUAUCAUUUAUUUCAUAAACAAAGUUAUGCAACACCCAAUGCCUCUGUGUGAAAAGUAAUUGACCCCUUACACUCAAUAACUGGUUGUGCCACCUUUAGCUACAAUGACGCCAACCAAACGCUUCCUGUAGUUGUUGAUAAGUCUGUCACAUCGCUAUGGAGGAAUAUUGGUGUAAGGUUCUUAGUGUGGAAUGCAGUGUUUGGUUUUCGCCAGGCAUAAUAGGACCCAUGUCAUCCAAAAAGUUAUACUUUUGACUCAUCUGUCCAUAGAAAAUUCUUCCAAGAGUUUUGAUGAUCAUCCAGGUCCUUCCAGGUGCUUUUUGGCAAACUUGAGUCAACUUUUUGGACGAGAUGGGUCCCAUUUAUGUCUGGCGAAAACCAAACACUGCAUUCCACAGUAAGAACCUCAUACCAACAGUCAAGCAUGCUGGUGGUAGAGUGAUGGCUUGAGGAUGCUUUGCUGCCUCAGGACCUGUACAACUUGCCUUAAUAGAAGGAACCAUGAAUUCUGCUCUGUAUCAGAGAAUUCUACAGGAGAAUGUCAGGCCAUCCGUCUGUGAGUCUGAAACUGAAGCGCAGCUGGGUCAUGCAGCAAGACAAUGGUCCAAAACACACAAUCAAGUCUACAUGAAAAUGGUUAAAAAGUAACACAUUUGAAGUUUUGGAAUGGCCUAGUCAAAGUCCAGACCUAUUCCCAUUUGAGAUGUUGUGGCAGGACUUGAAACGAGCCGUUCAUGCUUGAAAACCCACAAAUGUUGCUGAGUUAAAGCAGUUCUACAUGCAAGAGUGGGCCAAAAUUCCUCCACAGCGAUGUGAGAGACUGAUCAACAACUAGGAAGCAUUUGGUUGCAGACAUUGCAGCUAAAGGUGGCACAACCAGUUAGUGAGUGUAAGGGGGCAAUUACUUUUUCACAUAGGGGAAUUGGGUGUUGCAUAACUUUUUUAAUUAAAUAAAUAAAAUAAGUAUAACUUUUUUUGUUAUUUGUAAACUCAGGUUCCCUUUAUCUAAUAUGAAAUUUUGGUUGAAGAUCUGAUAACAUUCAGUAUCAAAAAUAGAGAAAAUCAGAAAGGAGCAAAUACUUUUCACGGCACUGUAUAUCAUCUGUAUCUACUAUCACCACUACAUAUCAUCUGUAUCUACUAUCACCACUACAUAUCAUCUGUAUCUACUAUCACCACUACAUAUCAUCGGUAUCUACUAUCACCACUACAUAUCAUCGGUAUCUACUAUCACCACUACAUAUCAUCUGUAUCUACUAUCACCACUACAUAUCAUCUGUAUCUACUAUCACCACUACAUAUCAUCUGUAUCUACUAUCACCACUAUAUAUCAUCUGUAUCUACUAUCACCACUAUAUAUAAUCUGUGGCCUCAGAUUUCCAGUACAUUCCUCCAUACUUUAGAGACAGAUGAUGACAUAAUGAUAUUUGUUGUUGCCGCAGUAAUCUGACCCGGGGAGUGGGCCGCUUCCGGGAGAUCCUCCGAGCUGUAGAGACCAGGACCACACAGAACCUACGAAUGGUGGGUACUAGUGUGUGUCUGUGUGCAGUGUUCCUCCGUGUGUGUGUGCCUGUAUGUGUGUGAGUGUGUGCUUGCCCGCACGUGCACCCCUGUGCUGUAACACUGUAUAUGUGUAUGUGUUUCCCUUUGUAGACCAUAGCGCGACAGCUAGCAGAGAUCCUGCUGAGGGGGAUGUGUGAGCAGAGCUACUGGAGUCCUCUGGAGGACCCUCCCAGCCAGUCCCCCCUGGACGACCCUCUACUACGCCAGGGAGCCCCCUACACCAAGGACUACGCCCUCAGCCGCAGGCCACGUGUCUACUCCGGAGAGAAGUACGGACCAACCUCUGUCUGUCUACUGUCUCUCUCUUUCUCUUUUCUUCUCUCUCUCUCUCUCGCUCGCUCUGGCUGUCUUUUUCACUACUGUGUUGCAUUAGAAAGCCCUUUCCAGACUUUAAUUGAUACUCUCAUAAUACUAGCCUGUGUACAGACAACACAAUCCAUGUGUGUAUCUACAUUGGCAAAAUCUGACACUCCUAGGCAGCUUACGUACACAUGAAAAUCCCAUGUUACGCUGGCUUGUAAACCAAGCUGAGCUGACUGUGGUGGUUUUCAGGCACUGUCUCUACAAUCGGUUGCUAACUAUCUCUCCCUCUGUUUCUCUAUUGCCCUCUCUUUCCCUCUUGCCUCUUGCCCCUCUCUCUCUCCUCAGUCUGUUUUGUCCACAGGAAAACACAGAAGAGGCUCUGCUCCUGUUGCUGAUCAGUGAAUCUAUGGUAAGUCUACAUACACACCUUUUAUCCCUCUAUCCUGGCAGGUUGAUUCAUCUUUCAGGUCACAUACUUUUUCAACAAUAAAACAGAACUCCCUUUGUUCUAAUGUUGAUGCAUUCAAAGUUAAUUUAUUUUUUCUCUCAGUCACACCAACUGUUUAAUUCAGUAGAGUUUCCCCAUCACACUCCAAAGGCAAGGCAAAGCAAUGCAUUGAAGUCCAUGUUUGGAAGCCCUACUUUUUCAUCUUUUUUUCCUUUGGUCCAUUAGUUAAAAGGGUGUUAGAUUUCCAUGCUGUUAGCUUUUCCCUUCUAAUGGGUGCUUAUAAAAUCAGGGGCCCCAAUCAUCCUGUUUUCUGCCCAGUCAAACACAACACUCGUCUUUCUACUCUUCUCCUCACCACACACACACACACCACAUGUUUUACUAUCCUUGUGGGGACCUAAAAUUGAUUUCCAUCCUAUUUUUCCUAACCCUAAACCUCAUCCUCUAAAUCUAACUUCUAAUUCUAACCCUAACCCCUAAGCUUAAAAUAGCGUUUGUCCUCGUCAGAUAAUUUUCCUUGUUUACUAUCCUUGUAGGGAUUUCUGUUACCCCCCCAUUAUGAUGUGUGUGUGUGUUCUCCAUGCAGGCCAACAGAGAUGCGGUGCUGAGCAGGAUUCCGGAGCACAACAGUGACCGUAUCAUCAGUCUGCAGAGUGCCUCUGUGGUCUACGACUUGCUGACCAUCGCCCUGGGCCGACGGGGACAGUACGAGAUGCUCUCUGAGGUGAGGACACACAUACAGUGCAUUCGGAAAGUAUUCAGACCCCUUGACUUUUUCCACAUUUUGUUACGUUACAGCCUUAUUCUAAAAUGGAUUAAAUACAUAUUGUUCCUCAUCAAUCUACACACAAUACCCCAUAAUGACAAAAUGAAAACAUUUUUUGGUGAAAGUUUGGCAGUGCAUUUCAUGAGCAAAAACUUAGCUAUGAGUUCGAAGGAAUUGUCUGUAGAGCUCCGAGACAGGAUUAUGUCGAGGCACAGAUCUGGGGAAGGGUACCAAAACAUUUCUGCAGCAUUGAAGGUCCCAAAGAACACAGUGGCCUCCAUUAUUCUUAAAUGGAAGAAGUGUGGAACCACCAAUACUCUUCCUAGAGCUGGCUGCCUGGCCAAACUGAGCAAUCGGGGGAGAAGGGCCUUGGUCAGGGAGGUGACAAAGAACCCGAUGGUCAUUCUGACAGAGCUCCAGAGUUCCUCUGUGGAGAUGGGAGAACCUUCCAGAAGGACAACCAUUUCUGCAGCACUUCACCAAUCAGGCCUUUAUUGUAGAGUGGCCAGACGGAAGCCACUCCUCAGUAAAAGGCUCACGACAGCCCGCUUGGAAAGGCACCUAAAGGACUCUCAGAUCAUGAGAAACAAGAUUCUCUGGUCUGAUGAAACCAAGAUUAAACUCUUUGGCCUGAAUGCCUAGCGUCAAGUCUGGAGGAAACCUGGCACCAUCCCUACGGUGGAGCAUGGUGGUGGCAGCAUCAUGCUGUGGGGAUGUUUUUCAACGGCAGGGACUGGGAGACUAGUCAGGAUCGAGGGAAAGAUGAACGGAGCAAAGUACAGAAAGAUCCUUGAUGAAAACCUGCUCCAGAGCACUCAGAUUGGGGCGGAGGUUCACCUUCCAACAGGACAACGACCCUAAGCACACAGCCAAGACAACACAGGAGUAGCUUCAGGACAAGUCUCUGAAUGUCCUUGAAUGGCCCAGUCAGAGCCCGGACUUGAACCCGAUUGAACAUCUCUGGAGAGACCUGAAAAUAGCUGUGCAGUGACGCUCCCCCAUCAAACCUGACAGAGCUUGAGAGGAUCUGCAGAGAAGAAUGGGAGAAACUCUCCAAAUACAGGUGUGCCAAGCUUGUAGUGUCAUACCCAAGAAGACUUGAGGCUGUAAUUUCUGCCAAAGGUGCUUCAACAAAGUACUGAGUAAAGGGUCUGAAUACUUAUGUAAAUAUGAUAUUUCAGUUUUGUAUUUUUAUUAAUACAUUUUAAAACCUGUUUUUGCUUUGUCAUUAUGGGGUAUUGUGUGUAGAUUGAUGAGGGGAAAAAAAACAAUUGAAUCAAUUUUAGAAUAAGGCUGUAACGUAACAAAAUGUGGAAAAAGUCAAGGGGUUUGAAUACUUUCUGAAUGCACUGUAUAUAUACACACACACACACACACACACACACUUAUCCCACACUUAUACACACCUAUCCCCUAACCGCCCCAUCAGUAACCGUGGGAACACUUGAAAAGGCCCACAGGGACCAAUCACGGCCUAUAGUUGCCCCGUUGCCCUGGAAACCUUAGCUGGCACUCUUCGUUUACCGUGUCUCUGGAACCAGUAGCCGGAAGCCGUCCUGGGGUCCGGUCGAUGGCUGAAUGGAUCUAAUCUCAUUGAUCUGAAGGCCCUCUGAAGUCCAUCCCUCCAUCCCCCAGCGCUGCUCUCUCUCUCUCUCUCUCUCUCUCUCUCUCUCUCUCUCUCUCUCUCUCUCUCUUACUGAACAAGAGAUAAAGCACUCACUGCAGGAACUCCAAGACACUGCUACAGUUACUGCAGUCAUCAGAAACACUAGUCCAAAACACUUUUAAAAAAAACUUUCUUUCUCCUUGAGAGAGAUAAUUGUGUUGAUCAAGGUUGUGAAAGCAGAGAAAGCCAAUGGUUUGGCUUGUGAAUACAACAAGCAGCCUGAGGGAGUAUUUUGUGCCAAGGCUCUGUAACUAUGGUCUUGAAUUAUCAACAUUGUGUUGUCUGUCUCUAUGUCUGUGUUACCCCUGUGUCUUAAAAUGCUGCUCUUACUUAGUAAUCUGCCUGUACUGAAACAGGCAGAUGUUUGCUUGUCUUUCUCUGUCCUCAGGCUUUCCUAAGUGUGUGUGUGUUACACUGCCUUUUAAUCUGCCUUUGAUUGUUCUGCCUGGGCCACCCUGCCACCCUGUUCAAUUAAAGCUCUUUGUCUGUGAUUAGUCCAUGAGAGAAAGACAGAGAAAAGCUCUUUAUUUCAAUGGAUUCUUGCAGCUAUUACUUUAUGGACCAACUUAUUAGACGGUAGGACUUCACUUGGGAGGUGUUGGCAGGAAGUGGCGGAGCAUUGUAAUUGGUUCUCGGUUGGAGCUGUGAGCCACUGAUUGGAUCUGAGGGUUGAUCUAAAUAUGUCUCCCUGCCUGGCACUUAGCCUUGUUCCUCGAGGUGAUGGAGUUUUUAACGUGUGAAGAAAGGAAGGCGUUGCUUCUGCUUAGCACACUCUGGUGUCAUUCUCCGCUCUGCUGUCUGCUCGGCUCACAACUAAGAACUCCUAGCUCUCCCGUUGUAAUUUAAGGCUCCAAAGGCUGUUCAAAUAAAGCCUUUUGUGGGUUUGACUUAGAAACCCUCAAAUGUAUUUAUUUGACCAAACAGGAAAUUAUGUGGUUUUCCUGAGUAAUGUUGAAUUCAGGUAUUUCCCUAUUUUAAUUGACAUGUAAAUGUGAUAUCAAGUGAGUGUUAUUGACCUCUGACCUUUGUCUUGCGUCGGCAGUGUCUAGAGAGGGCCAUGAAGUUUGCCUUUGAGGAGUUCCAUCUCUGGUACCAGUUGGCCCUUUCACUGAUGGCUGCAGGGAAGGUAAGUCUGACAUCACUAUUGUGACGUCAUGCAUAUUUCAUUUAUGUACAGCGUUACUCUGUGCUUCACCGUGUGCGUGUGUGUGUGCAGUCGGCCCGGGCGGUAAAGGUACUGAAGGAGUGUAUCCGUCUGAAGCCGGACGACCCAACCAUUCCCCUGCUAGCCGUCAAGCUGUGCAUCGGAGCACUCCAUUGGGUGAGCGACAACAACAAGCCCAGCAAUGGCCCUCACAUAUCUCUCAUAGAAAUCAUUACAUUAUUUGUCCUAUAUGAUUAACUUUCUGCAUUAAAAGACUUGAAUAAUCUCUCUCUCGUUCUGUCUAGCUGGAGGAAGGAGAGUGUUUUGCUAAGAUGGUGGUGGACAUGGGAGAGAAGGCUUCAGAGUUCCGAGCUAAAGGUUACCUAGCCAUCGGCCUGGUGUACAGCCUCAAGGCUACAGACGGUGAGGGACCGCUCCCACUUUCAGCCACUGACAUCAUACAGUAUUCCACCUAGGGCCAGGGCUCUGUCUCAAUUGCUUAAAAACAUGUCCUCUCCUCGUCUCCCCCCUUUCAUUUGCACUGAUUGGAUGGGUAAAAACAAUGGUGGAAAAUCAGUAGCAUUGCUUUCAUCUGCUCAGUUCUUUUAGAUCAGAGGCGUGAGGUAAGGAAAGGAAGGAUUUUCAAGGAUUGUUAAUCUGACAUGACCAUAACACAUUAAUGUCCACAGUUAUCAGUCACACCUCACCCAGACACACUAACAGCCACUGACUAUCUCUGGUGUAUGACCGUCCUACAUUGCUCUCCUCUCACUACCACAUUUAGCUUAUCUCCACUGUAACAUAUUGCGUACACAAGCUGAAUAUUUAUGACUUAACGUAGCCUAAUGUAAGCACCCUUCCCUUCCUCCUCCUGAACCUAAUCACUCUCCUUUUGUUUCUCAUUCUCUUGCUUUCUCUCAAUCUCCUUUCUCUCCUCCCGUCUGUUUUUCACUCCAUUUCCCUCUCUCUGUCUCUCUCGAUUUCACUCACCCUUAAAUGCUCACUCAAUUUAUGUGGCUCUCCCAUAUGCUGCCUUCUCUGUUCUCUCCUCUAUUUUUACACCUUUCUCUCUCUUUUCCUUUUUUCUUUCAUCUCUCAUAUCUCCUCUCCAUCUCCCACCCUCCUCACCCCCUUCCUGUCUCUCUCUCUCUCUCUCCCUUUCUCUCUUUCUCCCUACAGCGUCCCUACGGGGGAUGCAGGAGGAGUAUCAGAGGAAGGCCCUGGGUGCAUUCCAGAGGUGAGUCCCCGUCCCUCUCCGUUUUUAAAGAAUUUGGCGAUAUAUAUUUCCCUGUCCCCCAUCCCCUCUAUCUGUGUCUCCCUGCCCCUGCUGUCUCUAGUGGAGGUGUCGUCUGACACCACUCUCCUUGUCCCCUGUACCCCUUCCCAUCCCUGUGUCUCCUCUUUCCUGUUCCUGUCUCUGUCCCUGUCUCUGCUCCCCUCUGGGGCCUCUCGGCCUGACCCUGGCUCCCGUAAUGGAGGUAGAAUCUUCCUCAGUCUCACACAACUCUCCUGACACAUUAACUAUGCAGUGGUAUAAAAGAGCCUGUUUAAGCCUUUCACACAGAGAUCGUUUGGAGAGAACCAUGUAAGCCCAACUCAAGUGGUUUGGGGCAGGCCAAGACAAGACAGGGCAGGGCUGGGGGAGGCUGGUUCAGUAGGGGAUUGGAUGGAUGGAUAACGCACCCACUCUAGGUUAGUCCCCUGGUGGUCCCAGUGUAAUAGGACCUGAUACUGUAAGAUAGCGGUUGAAAAAAAUCCCAGUGAGUGCAUUCAUUUCCCUGCUUUAUGAUACUGCAAGCAAUCCACAUUCUCAGUAGCAGUCAUGCAAGUAUAUAUCUUUUUUUAUAAUGCCAUAGUGGUGCCUGCUGAUAGUAUUUGAAGGACACUUUGUACCUACUCACUCACUACUCCUCAUCUCUGUUUCAGGGCCCAGAGCUUGUCCCCCACAGACCACCUGGCUGCCUUCUACCUGGCCCUGCAGCUGGCUGUGUCACGGCAGGUAAGGCCUGGACACACACUGGCUCAAAGUCAGGAUGGGACUAAUAAGCUUCUCUGCAUGUUGGAGCUGGUCUAGCAGCACUGAUACUCUCUGUAGAUAGAUGUGUGUGUGUGUGUGUGUGUGUGUGUGUGUGUGUGUGUGUGUGUGUGUGUGUGUGUGUGUGUGUGUGUGCCUGCGUGCGUGCGUGUGUGUGUGUGUGUGCCUGCGUGCGUGUCCGCUCAGUGCUUCAACCCCCUAUGAGGUAAAGGUGCUCAUCUUUCACACGGGUCAAUCUAAGGUCAAUGUAAACUCUCUCUCUCUCUCUUUCGCAUUUUCUCUCUUUCUGUCUGUCUGUCUGUCUCUCUCUCUCUCUGUGUCUCUCUCUCUCUCUGUGUCUCUCUCUGUGUGUGUGUCUCUCUCUCUCUCUCUGUGUGUCUCUGUCCUCUCUCUCUCCCUCCUGCUCCUUUCUCUUAGUCGUCUCUCCCUCUCCUCUCCAUCAUGUACUUUGUCUCUUUCUCAACUCUAUACUCUUCUCUAUAUCCCCCCUCCCUGGGUCUUUCUCCUUUUUUCUCUUUCCUCUCUCUCUCUGUCCUUCCUUUCUCUCUCUCUCUCUCAGAGAGAGAGAGAGAGAGAGAGAGAGAGAGAGAGAGAGACUGUUUCCAUGGCGAUAAAGACCCAAAUAAAGUGUUGGUUUGAGACACGGAAAUAAUGUGACGUUAAAAUAGAUUUUAAAACAAUGAGACGGAAAUGUCAAGGGUGGUUUUCUGACGGGAGCAACAUGUUAGAAUGUCACCGGCAGGUCUGGAGAGGAUAGAGAGGAUUGUGAAUUGGAAUUACAUUCAGUGACAACCAUUGUACUGUAUUAUAAAACCCCCAGGUGCCUCUAAUACCAAAUAUAGUCUCUGAUUACUUUCCAUCUGUUGGCCAGUAUUGAUUCACACACACAAACAUACACACACAAACUCACAGCUAACAUAUACCAUUGAUUUUCGGAAGUGGAAGACAGACAAAUGUGAAGGACCUUAUAUUGGUCAUUACCGGGUAGAUGGAAGCAGGUGAUAACGAGUAACUGCUUUCUACCGUAACAUUAGUCAGAUAAAGAGUUCAGAUGUAAUAGGGGUUAAGGUUAGGGUAUCUAUAUCCUGCUGUCCUCUCCAGCAUGGCCAGAUAGCAGCACCCCUGGCUGUGGAUGACUGGUGGUGUAUGUGAUCCGUGUCCUCCGUGUGCUGUAGAUCCCGGAGGCGCUGGGGUACGUGCGUCAGGCUCUGCAGCUGCAGGGAGACGACGUGCACUCUCUCCACCUGCUGGCUCUGCUGCUGUCGGCCCAGAAACACUACCACGACGCUCUCAACAUCAUCGAGAUGGCCCUCAGCGAGUACCCCGAGAGCUUCAUGUGAGUCUGGAGUCUGGCCUUUCUCCACAACAGACACACUCUCAUACUCACUCUUAACUCCUCAUACUCACGCAGGCCAUCACAGAGGCAUUAGUCUACAACAUUGGCGCUGGCAUGUGAACAAACACAUUAACCAAAGGAUCAGUCAGCAUGCCACUCUGCUCAGCGUGUUAUUUACAUUGUCCUGGGCAUCAGAGAGGUCAGCAUCUGGCAUCCUUAAUUAGACCAGUGUGAUGACUGGGGUGGGGGUGGGGGGGUUGCGACCAAGAAGGGCAGAGGGAGCAGGCAGUGGGUACGGCAUGCCAGCCAUCCACACUGACACACACACACACACACACACACACACCCGCACACAGAUCUGCUUGGUUAUUUUGGCAGCAGAGAGAGACAGCAAUUAAUUGUAUUUUUAGAGCUGUGUGUUUGUUACAGAUAGAAAGCACAGAGUGCUAGCUAUACAGAAGAUUUCUGGGUUGCUUUUUCCUUUGCCGCCUCCCCAUCUCCUCUCCUCCUCUCCUCUGUCUGAUGGUUAAUUUGUGCACAAACCCUUCCCCUCUCACACCCCUGACUCUACGUAACUCUGACAACCGAAUUUUUUUUCCUCUUUUCCCUGCUCUGUUUGUUUCCAGUGUUUGAAUUUCACAAUUUCUAAUAGAUUUAGCCUGCUGUACCCUCAGGGUACCACAGUAUUGGCUUCUGUGCCUCGAUAUCUCUGCCUCAGCCACUUACAUAACAUUAAAAAUAACACACUUUUUCAUUUUCCAAUUUUUUAUUCUUUUUUUGCCCUGUUUUUUCACGAGCUUGAUUGAGCUUCGGCUUUCCCUGGGGGAGAGUGAAGUGUGUGUGUAAAAACAUGAUGCUGAAUGGUGUGAAUAUGGUGUGAAUAUGUACAGUGCCUUUAGAAAGUAUUCAUACCCCUUGACUUUUUCCACAUUUUGUUGUGUUACAGCCUGAAUUUAAAAUGGAUUAAAUUGACAUUUUGUGUCACUGGCCUACACACAAUACCCCAUAAUGUAAAAUUGGAAUUAUGUUUUAUAAUUUUUUUAACAAAUUAAUUACAAAUGAAAAGUUGAAAUAUCUUGAGUCAGUAAGUAUUCAACCCCUUUGUUAUGGCAAGCCUUGUUAUGCUUGACAAGUCACAUAAUAAGUUGCAUGGACCCACUCUGUGUGCAAUAAUAGUGUUUAACAUGAUUUUUGAAUGACUACCUAAUCUCUGUACCCCACACAUACAAUUAUCUGUAAGGUCCCUCAGUCAAGCAGUGAAUUUCAAACACAGAUUCAACCACAAAGACCAGGGAGGUUUUCCAAUGCCUCGCAAAGAAGGGCACCUGAAUAAGCAGACAUUGAAUUUCCCUUUGAGCAUGGUGAAUUUAUUAAUUACACUUUGGAUGGUGUAUCAAUAGACCCAGUCACUACAAACAUACAGGCGUCCUUCCUAACUCAGUUGCCAUUGUGGAAGGAAACCGCUCAGGGACUUCACCAUGAGAUAAAUGGUGACUUGAAAACAGUUACAGAGUUGAAUGGCUGUGAUACUGAGGAUGGAUCAACAACAUUGUAGUUACUCCACAAUACUAACCUAAAUGACAGAGUGAAAAGAAGGAAACCUGUACAUUCACCUUUCAGCAGGUCAAUAACCUAAAACACUAGGCCAAAUAUACACUGGAGUAGCUUACCAAGAUGACAUUGAAUGUUCCUGAGCGGCCUAGUUACAGUUUUGACUUAAAUGAAAAUGGCUGUCUAGCAAUGAUCAACAACCAACUUGACAGAGCUUGAUGAAUCUUAAAAAUAAUAAUGUGCAAAUAUUGUACAAUCCAGGUGUGUAAAGCUCUUCGAGAAGAUUUACAGAGAAAGACACAGCUGUAAUCGCUGCUAAAGUUGAUUCUAACAUGUAUUGACUCAGGGGUGUGAAUACCUAUGUAUUCAAGAUAUAUUAGUGUUUUUUGUUUUUUUUACAAAUGUGAGUAUUUUUCUACCACUUUGACAUUACAGAGUAUUUUGUGUAGAUCGUUGGAAAAAAAAGACAAAUCUAUUUUAAUCCCUCCUUGUAACACAACAAAAUGUGGGCAAAGUCAAGAGGUGUGAAUACAUUUACAUUUUAGUAAUUUAGCAGACGCUCUUAUCCAGAGCGACUUACAGUUAGUGAGUGCAGACAUUAUUUAUAUAUUUUAUUUUACAUACUGGCCCCCCGUGGGAAUCGAACCCACAACCCUGGCGUGGCAAACGCCAUACUCUACCAAUUGAGCUACAUCCCUGCCGACCAUUCCCUCCCCUACCCUGGACGACGCUGGGCCAAUUUAGAAUACUUUCUAAAGGCACUGUAAGUGUGUAAAAACAGCUGUAAUGGUGUACAGAGAAGAUUCAAGGCAUGCGGUUUGUUGCACAUUCACAUCACAUUCCUGCACAUAGUACAUCCUGUCCAUCACACACACACACACACACACACACACACACACACACACACACACACACACACACACACACACACACACAGAGCCAGGGGUGGGGGGGGUGUAUGUUGGGAUGAGGAGGAGAUGAAAGGGUGAUGGUAAGGUCAUGUUUGUGUUGUGAAUGGGCUUCAUCAUUCACUUAGAUGAAUAGAUUCUCAUUUACAUCACCGUGCUGCACUGGGAGGAACGCAAUAGCCUGGGAGAGAGGAGAGAAGGGUGGGGUGGGGGUGGGGGGGUCUAUAAAUGGAAACUUAAUUCACACCACCCCCACCACACCAGACCAAUGGAAUUUUUUCUCUCUCUCUCUCUCUCUCUCUCUCAUUCAUUCAUUCACUCACUCACUCACUCACUCACUCACUCACUCACUCACUCACUCACUCACUCACUCACUCACUCACUCACUCACUCACUCACUCUACUCUCUCUGGGAGCGAAUUAGCGUCCACAUAGGCUUUCAUCAAACGCUACUCUUCUCUUCUCUUGGUGAAUGCACCCCUCCUCCCCUACUCGAUCUCCUCCCAGGCAUCCUAGAGAUAGAAUUCUAAUGCUACUCUUUGAAGAUGUAGUGUGUAGCAGGGGGUGAAGGGUGCUCUCCUCUCUCUGCAACCUCACAACAUUGUGUACACACAACUUAGGUACUGGGUGGAAAAUACUACAUUUCUCCCACACAACCUUUAUUACAACAAUGUUUUUAUCAGAGUUGCAUCCUUAUAAGAGUUGCAUCCUCUGGUUAAGAGCGUCUGCUAAAUGACGUAAAUGUAAAUGUAAAUGUUAUAGAGAGUUGCAGAGAGUCCACUCUGUAGAUAACUGUUUGUCCCUGUGUUUUAAAGUGUGUCAUCCUGUGACUCAAACUGCGUCUCCUGGGUGUCUCCCCUCAGCCUGUUGUUCACCAAGGUGAAACUGGAGACGUUGUGUCGAGGACCUGAGGAGGCUCUGCUCACCUGCAAACACAUGCUGCAGAUCUGGAAGUCCUGUUACAACCUCACCAACCCCAGGUACUGUAUAGUAGUACCCAUUACACAGGCUACAUGUUCUGUCCACUAGAUAGAACGGAACUGUGGAUGAAAAUAGCAGUAAAACAUGUUGGAUACAAUACCUUUGCAACCUGCAGUAUUACAAACCACCUUCAGGAAUUAUAUGCUGUAUAAUGUAGUGUUUUGGAAUAUCAGAAAUGGACAAGUGAGUGAGACUGGUCUGAGUCUGGGGCCAAAUGUGCAUUAUCCCUAUCUCCUUUGUAAAUAUGUGCUCCAACUUUAGCCACAAUCUCCUGCAAAACACUGGUAUUAACUAUCACGAGAGAUCGAGCACCACUGCUUCCCUGAUUUUAUCCAUGGCUUUUUAAGAUGCUUAAAAUAAUCCACUAAAGCUUUACUUAGAGAAACACAGGCCUGAGAGCAGAGUACUGUCAUGAUCGUCGGAUACUGAGGACCAAGGCGCAGCGUGGAAGGUGAACAUAUUUAUUAAAUAAUGAUUACACGAACAAAAACAACAAAUCGAGACGUGACGUCCAAAGGUGCAAAAACACAAACCUACACAGGAACAAGAUCCCACAAACACUGUGAGAAAACUGGCUGCUUAAGUAUGGUUCCCAAUCAGAGACAACAAGCAACAGCUGAUACACGUUGCCUCUGAUUGAGAACCACACUGGCCAACAUAGAACUACAAAACUAGAACGAAAAACAAAUGAAAACUCACACCCUGGCUCAACAUACUAGAGUCCCCAGAGCCAGGGCGUGACAAGUACUGGAAAGCACUUUGUAUCUACUAUUGAUAUAAAAAGGGCUUUAUAAAUACAAUGUUGAUUGAUUGAGCUAAAUAAUGUAUUACAUCACUAGACUCCUGUCGUAUCGAGUGAGUGGUGGCAAUUAUUGCUGAUGAACAAAAGGAGUCUGCUCAUACUGAACGUUGAUCAUAAGGUUUAUUCAGACCACAAGCUUCAGCAUGAGUGACAGGUGACAUGACACCCGGAGAGUGACGCCUCAGAAUGGCUGCUCGUUCUGCCCUCUCCUUCGUUUUCCCCCCUAUUUAUAACAAUGAUGCUCCCUCUUCUGGCCAAUCACCAGUCUCCCCGGGGGCGUCACCCUAAAACAUUCCCUUUUGAUACUAACAUAAACAACAUUCAUUGUUCCUCCAAAACAGUCAUAAUGUUAAUACACCACACUCCCUUCCUUACUGUUGCUGAAUCUCAUCUAGUCAUAACACAAAUUCUCCAGAGUGUGUCCCAAAUGGCACCUAUUCCCUAGUUAGUGCACUACACUAUGGGCUCCUGUCAAAAGUAGUGAACUACAAUAUGGAUAUGGUGCCAUUUGGGACAAAGCCCAUCUGCAGCUAAUGGUAGCCAUGCAGCAGAGAGAGAGCGAGUCAGUGUGGACAGAUCCUCACCUCAAGUCAGCCUCUCGUCGUUAAACUGGAGAAGUUUUACAAGACCAAUUACAAGAAACCAGACAACUCUCCUCCUGGUGCACUGCUGCACCCCCACUGUGUAUACUCGCUGGUCAUUAUAGAUGGUGAAAUAGCGAUUACCUCAGCCAAAACCUACAGGAGGGAAAUAUACCGGUAGCUAACAGAUUGCUGUGUGAAAGUUCGUCAGGAGCUCUGUUUUAUGGCGGUUCUUCUGUCUCGCGUUUUGAGUUUUACUGCCUCUACGUGCGUAGAAGUUUCCCAUCAAUGCUGUUGAAAUAUACCGGCCCGAACAAACAACAGAACAGAACUGGACUCUGCACUCUCCUUUCUCUCGUGGCUGUGAUUUCCUGGAUAUGACAGAAUGAGUAGAAAGACUUAGGAGGUCAGACAGGGACCAGUAUUACACCCAGACCAAUGCCGCAUAGUGUUUAACUGUCCCUGUGACAUUUGACUAGGGGAUGUCUCCAACUUCAUGACUAUCCAGUCCAUCAUCAUUCUUCUGUUUCAUGAACUAGAUUUUGCACUAAAGUCUUUGUAGCAGAGGCAGACCCAGUCCGCUGCCUACUACCUUACCCCUUCCUAAACUUGGAGCGUUGCUCUUGGUUUCAUCACCCAUCCCAUGCAGUAACUGUGAAUCUUACCUAAGACAGACAAAAACACAGCUCUUAACCUGUGCAGUUGUCAUGCUAAGAGGAUAGAUGGGCAGAGACGUUUUUUUAGGAAGCUUAGCUAUCUAGUUGGUGUUUUACCUCUUUUCUCUCUCUGUCUGUGUGUCUGUCUGUGUGUGUCCAGUGAUUCAGGUCGAGGCAGCAGCCUGUUGGACAGAGCCAUAGCAGACCGAAGGACGCUCAAUGCCAUGACGCUGCCUGACUUCAGUGAUCCAGAGACGGGUAAGUCUCACCUCACUACCACUACCUCACAACCAUAGAGAAAUGGAGAGGAGUUAUAAAGCAGAACACUAGCUUACCCCAGGACACUUAACAUUUAGCCUGAGUGUCAGUCUGUUUGUGCCAUCAUGCCAAGUCCUUGUCACUCAUAGCCACGUCAUUGGCUUGACAAUGACAGCAGUGGAGUUGGCAGGAGAACAAACAGAUACAGUCAGUUCCAUAAAUAUUUGGACAUUGACCAAGUUAUUAUUAUUUUAGCUGUCUAACACAGCAUUAUGGAGUUGAAAUUAAAUAAUGAAUAUGAGCUGAAAGUGCAGACUUUCGGGUGAAUGGUGUAGGAAUUACAGCACUUUUUAUAUGUGGUCCCCCCUUUUUAAGAGACCAAAAGUAAUUGGACAAUUGGCUGCUCAGCUGUUCCAUGGCCAGGUGGGUGUUCUUCCCUCAUUAGUUCAUUUACAAGUAAGCAGAUAAAAGUUCUAGAGUUGAUUUCAAGUGUGGCAUUUUCAUUUGGAAUCUGUUGUUAACCGUCAAUAUGAAGUCCAAAGAGCUGUCACUGCCAGUGAAGCAAGCCAUCAUUAGGCUGAAAACUCAAAACAAAUCCAUCAGAGAGAUGUCAAAAAUCAACUAUUUGGUACAUUCUUAAAAAGAAAGAAUGCACUGGUGAGUUCAGGAACACUAAAAGGCCCGGAAGACCAUGGAAAACAACUGUGGUGGAUGACAGAAUAAUUAUUUCCCUGGUGAAGAAAAACCCCUUCACAACAGUUGGCCAGAUCAAGAACAUCCUCCAGGAUGUAGACGUAUCUGUGUCAAAGUCAACAAUCAAGAGAAGACUUCACCAGAGUAAAUGCAGAAGGUUUACCACAAGAUGUAAACCAUUGGUAAACCUCAAAAACAGGAAGACCAGUUUAGAGUUUGCCAAAAAACAUCUAAAAAAGCCUGUACAGUUCUGGAAAAACAUCCCAUGGACAGAUGAGACAAAGAUCAAUGUGUACCAGAAUGAUGAGAAGAGUAUGGAGAAGGGAAGGAACUGCUCAUGAUCCGAAGCAUACCACCUCAUCUGUGAAGCAUGGUGGAGGUAGUGUUAUGGCGUGGGCAUGUAUGACUGCCAAUGGAACUGCUUCCCUUGUAUUUAUUGAUGAUGUGACUGCUGACAAAAGCAGCAGGAUGAAUUCUGAAGUGUUUCAGGGCUAUAUUAUCUACUCAGAUUCAGCAAAAUGCUUCAAAACUCAUUGGACGGCGCUUCACAGUGCAGAUGGACAAUGACCCGAAGCAUACUGCGAAAGCAACCCAAUGCGUUUUUUAGAGGCAAAGAAGUGGAAUGUUCUGUAAUGGCCAAGUCAAUCCCAGUCGCUGGCCUUGCUGCUAUUCCAGUUUCAACUGUUCUGCCUGCGGUUAUGGAACCCUACCUGUCCCAGACCUGCUGUUUUCAACUCUUAAUGAUCGGCUAUGAAAGCACUGAGAUUAUCCUGAUUAUUUGACCAUAGCUUGUCACUUAUGAACAUUUUGAACAUCUUGCAUGGUUUGUUAUAAUCUCCACCAGCACAGCAGAAAGGAUGGCCACCCUCAUAGCCUGGUUCCUCUCUAGUUCUCCUAGGUUUUCGCCUUUCUAGGAAGUUUUUCCUAGCCACCGUGCUUCACACCUGCAUACUAGCUGUUUGGUUUAGGCUGGUUUCUGUACAGCACUUCGAGAUUAGCUGAUGUAAGAGGGCUAUAUAAAAUAAAUGAUUGAUUGAAUCACCUGACCUGAAUCCAAUUGCAAAUGCAUUUCACUUGCUGAAGGCAAAACUGAAGGUAAAACGCCCCAAGAACAAGCAGGAACUGAAGACAGCUGCAGUAAAGGCCUGGCAGAGCAUCACCAGGGAAGAAACCCAGCAUCUGGUCAUGUCUAUGGGUUCCAGACUUCAGGCAGUCAUUGACUGCAAAGGAUUUUAAAUCAAGUGUUAAAACUAACAAUUUAAUUUAUGAUUAUGUUAGUUUGUCCAAUUACUUUUGAGCCCCUAAAAUCAGGGGGCUAUGUAUAAAUUUUUUGUAAUUCCUACACGGUUCAUACAAUAAUUUUGACAAAACCCUUAAAUUAAAGAUGAACGUUAACACUUAAAGCACAUCUUGAUUGUUUAAUUUCAAAUCCAUUGUGGUGGCGUACAGAUCCAAAAUGAUGCAAAUUGUGUCACUGUCCAAAUACUUAUGGACCUGACUGUAUGUGACCAGGCUACUUAACAUGGUUGCUAUUCCAUUAUGAGAAAAGCAGAAACCUUCAAAUGUCUGUAAGUCAUGAAAAUGUAUUAAAAUGAAUCCCAGGGACAUGCAGCUUAAAGCAUCACUACCAGCAGCUACAUAUAUUCACAUGAAUCUACUACUGUAACUGUACAUCCAUGUCCAAGCCACUAUAGUCACACUGUGUCCUGUCCUGUCGCAACAUGACUACUGUAUCUGCAACCACACCUGUAUAUUGCUCUUUGUCACCAUGGCUACAGGGUUUAUGGCCAUACUGGAGUAAACUACAAGCUGCUGUUAUCAAGGGCUGAACCUCCGAACAACCACUCAGCCUUUUACUGAGUGAUCAGAGCAGUAGAAGUGGUGGGUUGGAGAUUCAGCCAAGGAAUACCAUUCUAGCUGUGGAGGCUGGUGGGAGGAGCUACAGGAGGACAGGCUCAUUGUAAUGGCUGAAAUGGAGUUAAUGGAAUGGAGUUUAACAUGUGGUUUCCAUUUGUUUGAUGUGUUUGAUACCAUUCCAUUUACUCCAUUCCAGCCAUUACAAUGAGCCUGUCCUCCUAUAGCUCCUCCCACCAGCCUCCUCUGCAUUCUAGGCAUAUAUAUACACAUGUGGAUUAGGUGUAGGUCUCUUGUCAUUGCAGCUAGAAAAUGUCACUCUAAUGCAGUCUGUCCAGACAUUUAAACAUCACAUCUUGUAUUUCCCCAUUCUGUCUCUGUCAGAGAUGUUAAGACACAUCCAUUAGACUACAUCCUGUCAAAGUGUCAACAUCUCUUUAAGACUUUCAUUUUCUGAAUAUUAUUUUUUUUUACUGCAGUGUUCAAUGUCCAACAGCUUUUCCUUCCUAUCACAAUAAAGGCUUUUAUCUGUGUAUUACCCCAUACCGUAUCAUAGUAUACUGAACAAAUGUUACUGAGUUACAGUUCAUAUAAGGAAGUCAGUCAAUUUAAAUAAAUAAAUUAGGCCCUAAUGGACAUAGGCCCACCCAAGGGGGAUCCAGGCCCAGCCAAUCAGAAUGAGUUUUUCCCCACAAAAGGGCUUUAUUACAAACAGAAAUACUCCUCAGACUGAUCAACUGAAAGGUCUCUCUGUCAGCUUUGCCAUUUUUCUCUUCUUUCAGUUAGCCGUUGCUAUGGAAAGGCUGCAUUCUUCACAUGUUCUGUGUUUUAUAUACAUAUCUGUGUCAUCCUUUACUUUUCUGUUGUUUCUAGUCUCUGUCUCCGGCUCCUCCUCUCUCUCGGGGUCCGAGCCCGCCUCCCCUUCUUCCCCUCUCUUUCACGCCGGCCCCUCCCACCACCCUCCUCCACCCAUCACACCCCCCAAGGCCGACCCCCCUCUGCACCCCCCGAAGCCAGCCGGCGGCCAUCAUGCUUUCUGUGACCACACCCCUCGACGACAGUCCACCAAUAGUAAUGCUCCUCUGCACCACGUGCGGCCAAUGGCAUGGUGUGGUGUGCGUGACUCACUGCCCAAUCACAACAAUACUUGCUGAGUGUGCAUUUUUUAACUCGUCCAAAAUGGCACCCUAUUCCCUACAUAGUGCACUAGUUUAGACCCUAGUAUAGUGCACUAUAUAGGCAAUGGGGUGCCAUUUAGAAACUGACUGAACUGAUUAAGCCCUAGAUACAGUAGUUGUAGUGUACUAGUGUUCUGGGCUGUGGUGGGGUGUGUGUUCUAUGUAUAGUUCCUUAACAGUGCUAAAAACCAUGCUGGAAAGGACAAGGUGAAAACAUAUCCUAGCCAGCCAGCACAAUAUGAUUUGGGUUAGCCUAAUAGUGAGUCAGGUGUGUCCCGUCCUGUGGGCCUAACGGGAUCCUGUCAGCCUAUCACCAUCCCAUCGCCACGGAGACACUGAGAGGGCGACGUUAAGUCCCUAAUCUGCCUGAGUGGCUGCCCCGUCCGGCUUAGACUGAAUGAGUCAGCAGACACUGAGGAUAUGAGAAGGAAAGAGAGAAAGAAAGAGUGAAAGAGAGGUGAACGAACGGCCCCGUAUCUAUCUAUCUGACUGACUGGGUUUUAAGACCGACUGGGGUUCACUUGUUCUAUGGUCUUCUCUGUUACCAGCCACAGACAAAGAGGAUGAAACAACAACCUCUGACAAACAAGAUGUCAGUUCAGUUGGCAUGGAGUUUGUAUGUUUUGGGGUUAACAAAGGAAGUGUAGUAUACAGAGUGUGAGGAGAGGUUCCGGUUAGGCACUAGAACUACAGGUAAACUCAGGGAGAACCCACCCGCACUCGCUCAGGCACGCUCACCCUCCACACACACGUCACAGUAUUUCCUGUUCUGUUCUCUCCUCUAUCUAGCUCUCUUGUGUCCCUUGGCUUUCUCUUUCUAUUCAUCACUCUGUUCAUUUGUCCUUUGGUGUUCCACUAUCUUUCCCCCGCCACCUUCCGUUGUACCAUUAUGUUUUACUGCUAGAUAAAGGGUUGGAUUGAGGCACUUCAAGUAACCACAGUGUAUUUACAACUGCAAUAGAGGUCUAAGGUUUUUGUGUUUGCCACCAUAACGUGUUUAAUGUUUAAAUAAGGAACAUGAUGAAGGUGAUUAGGGAAGGAAAAGCUUGCACUGCAGCCUCAACCUUUGUCAAUGGUGGCAAUAGCAACUACAAAAACUUGCAGGGGUGAAACAGUUUAGGAUGGAUUGGAUUGACACAUUGAUAGUGAAUCAUUGUGUGGAUCCAUUUUCACUGGCACUAACUUAGCAUAAAUAAUUUCAGCAUUCACUAAUGUUAGUGUCUUUUGAAAUGUUCCCGCUAAGUAUACUUCAGUUUUGUUGUUGAGUGGAAGUGAUUUAAGUUUUCUCCUAGCUGUAUCUUUUAAUUUUCCCUCUUUAAUUAAUUUUCUCUUAAGUAAUCUUUGUUCUUUGUUGUUUGUUGUUGAUUUGUUAUUUUAAAGGCAGCCCUCCAGAUGCUAACUUUCAUCAGUAUCAUGGUUUUUACUCCAUGUUUUCAGUUUGUAAGUAGCGCUUUUCUCCCUCCGCUCCCUCUCUCUUUGCCCACUGAGACGCUGGACUCUGACUGAUGUAUCACUCCUCCUGGCCUUGGCCUGAUUUUUCCUCCACAGUCAAUGUAUCCAUCCGUCACCAGCAACCACCUGCCUGUCCCUCUGUCUGUCUGUGCUCCUAAAGUCAGUCAGUCAUCCACCAUGUGUGGAACGUACCGGAGGCUGUCCUGUCGCUACUCGCUAGCUCACCUUAUUUUCUGUUUUGUUUUUUUGUUUUAUUUAUUUAUUUUUGUCCUCAGGCCCUUUGUGCUACAGCUGAACAAUUAGCUCACUGAGCUUCCUGACUCGGUGGGCCAGCUAUGGAGUAGGCAGCUCCAUAAUUAAAGAGGCAGUAUCAUUUCCCCUGGCUGGCUGCUCUACCAGACACACAGCCUUAUUGUAUAGGCUCCCUCCACCAUACAAUACAGAGCUCAUUAGCCAGACCAGUCCCAGACGGGCUAGCUGUGUUUGUUUUUUCAUUUCUCAUUUUAUUUGCGUUAGUUAUGGAGCUAUCUGAUGGAGCCGGUCAGUCAAAAGGACAAUGUUGUCCAUGACUGACUGUUGUGUUGUGGAGACCAGUCAGUUUCACUGCUGGGCCUCUAGGCUUUCACAGACUAUUAAUAGGUUUCCUUUAAGCUUCCCUGACAGAUAACAUACAAAGGCCACUCUCUUUUCAUACGGCCACAUACGGCCAGCCCGGUGUUCUUUGACAUUCUCUUGGACUUCACUAGAAACAAAACAGAAGAGGAGAAUGGAUGAGGAGGAAGCAGCUCUGUGCUCUCAAGCCCCGGUGAAAUGGAUACUGUUUCUUUAAGAACGUGUAGAUUCUUUCUGUGCUGCUGUGAACUGAAAACCCACCUUCCACAUCGCUCCCCAUCAGUGCCUUGCGCUUUGUACCUUGCAUGAAGGCACUUUUGUCUACCCUUUUAGGCCGCUGUGUGUGCGUGUGUGUGAGAGAGUGUUUGUGUAAUUCUUUCCUAACUGCAUGGAUUACCAUUUUCACUCAUCCAGGUUAAGAUUACACCGGUUUAAUCCAGGCUUAAUUUGACCCAGUCACCUGCUGUGGGUGCCAUUUAAUUGACUUAACUGGAUAAAAAUAGUAUCUACAGCCUGCUUGGUGAUACAGCCGUCUGUCUUGAUGGUACAGCUCCUGGUGCUCUUUCUUGAUCUAUUCAGGGACCUUUUAAGCCAAUCAAUCCCUCCACUCAACAGGGUGUUCCUUCCUUCUGCGAUAAACCUUCUUCAGCCAUAUCAUAUUGGUGUGGCCAUAGAAAUAGAAUGACUAGAACAGGUAAAGCCCUUCAGACCAUGCCAAUACGCUCAAUAUGGCUGACAUGGUCUUUGGCUAUGGAGUUCCAUGGUUGACGCUGAUUGCAUCACAAAUGGCACCCUAUUCCCUAUAUAGUACAAUACUUUGAACAGAGCCGGUGUCUCCAGUCUGCAUGCUAAAUGUGGGAGCUAGGGCUGAGACUGGGGCUCUGUAGGCUUAGUGCUGCUGUGAGGGAGGGAAGGGUAUCGAUCUCAGGGACUGAGUCCCAAAUGGCACCCUAUUCUCUUUAUAGUGCACUACUUUUGACCAGAGUACAUAGGGCUCUGAUCAAAAGUAGAGCACUAUAUAUGGAAUAGGAUGCAAUUUGGGACACUGACAGGGUUUUUAGAUGCAUACUGUGUGACUGUCGCUUCAGUCAAUAAUCAGGGAGCCAGAGAGAAAGCAAAAGUGUUAUUUUUCUGAUAUGAGGAGAGACUAGAGAAGAGUGAAGCCGUUUGAUGUGAAAGGCUGCCUGCCUGCCUGUAAUCCUGUGUGCAGUGGGGUGGGUGUUCAGAGAGACAGAGUGAAGGAUGUGUAGUGGUAGGAGAGAGAGUGCUUAGAGGAGUUACUGUGUUCAGAUCAUAGAGCUAUAACAUAUAGAACGUUAUAUGUAUGGUUGAGAUUGUGUUCAUCACUAGUGUGUUGAGGUAAUAAUAGGAGUCAGUGUUGUGUUUUAUGGGCAGUCGGUAGUAAAGGUGAGUGAAGUGUGUUGAGGAGAAGAGUGCGUGUUAAAGCGUUCAUAUGGACAGUAGAUGGAUGUUACUAGUUGUUAAAGGUUCUAUAGCGUAAAAGAGUCACUUAGCUCCAGUAUGCAGAAAGUGUGUGUGUGUGUGUGUGUGUGUGUGUGUGAGAGAGAGUGUGAGAGUGAGAGAGUGAGAAGUGAUUGUGUGUGUGUGCCUCACCAAAAAGCCUGCCAUGCAGAUAGAGAACCCAGAGACUGAUUCCUAUUCCCAUUUCAGCUUAAACACAAGUCAAAUCUCGCAAGACUUUAUCAAAAACAUCUCUCUAUAGCCAGGGAUAUUUUCUCUCCCCCCUAAAUCGCGGGACUUUUCUUUGCCCCGGCGCUUUCACUAGAUCUUCUUGACAGGAUUUGAAGAUAGGGAGCAUUUGUGCUUUAAUCUAAAGCUCUUUGAGGCCAAUAAUGAAAGCUCUCUCGCUCUUUAGAGCCGGGGAAAGUAGUUUCCACUCCAAAUAGUAUUUUCAACCAACUCCAGUCCCAAAUGUAAAGCAGUUGGCCUAGUUUGUACAGCUACAGCCAGGUUAUUGUACAUCUAUACAUCUGGAUAUGUGAAUCAGUGGUUUGCAAGGAUAACAGACAGUUAAUAACUACUGACUUAGUAACGCUGCCUGUCACUAGUAGCCUAUACAGUGCAUUCGGAAAGUAUUCAGACCCCUUGACUUUUUCCACAUUUUGUUACGUUACAACCUUAUUUUAAAAUGCAUUAAAUUUGUUUUUUUCCUCAUCAAUCUACAAACAAUACCCCAUAAUGACAAAGCAAAAACAGGUUUUCAGAAAUGUUUGCAAAUUUAUAAAAAAAUUAAAUAAGUAUAAGUAUUCAGAUCCUUUACUGAGUACUUUUACUGAGUACUUUGUUAAAGCACCUUUGGCAGUGAUUACAGCAUAGAGUCUUCUUGGGUAUAACGCUACAAGCUUGGCACACCUGUAUUUGGAGAGUUUCUUUCAUUCCUCUCUGCAGAUCCUCUCAAGCUCUGUCAGGUUGGAUGGGGAGUGUCACUGCACAGCUAUUUUCAGGUCUCUCCAGAGAUGUUCGACUGGGUUCAAGUCUGGGCUCUGGCUGGGCCACUCAAGGACAUUCAGAGACUUGUCCCGAAGCCACUCCUGCGUUGUCUUGGCUGUGUGCUUUGGGUUGUUGUCCUGUUGGAAGUUGAACCUUCGCCCCAGUUUGAGGUCCUGAGUGCUCUGGGGCAUGUUGUUAUCAAGGAUCUCUCUGUACUUUGCUCCGUUCAUCUUUCCCUCGAUCCUGACUAGUCUCCCAGUCCCUACCGCUGAAAAUAAUCCCCACAGCAUGAUGCUGCCACCACCAUGCUUCACCGUAGGGAUGGUGCCAGGUUUCCUCCAGACGUGAUGCUAGGCAUUCAGGCCAAAGAGUUUAAUCUUGGUUUCAUCAGACCAGAGAAUCUUGUUUCUCAUGGUCUGAGAGUCCUUUAGGUGCCUUUUGGCAAACUUCAAGUGGGCUGACAUGUGCCUUUUACUGAGGAGUGGCUUCUGUCUGGCCACUCUACCAUAAAGGCCUGAUUGGUGGAGUGCUGCAGAGAUGGCUGUCCUUCUCGAAGGUUCUCCCAUCUCCACAGAGGAACUCUGGAUCUCUGUCAGUUUGACCAUCGGGUUCUUGUUCAACUCCCUGACCAAGGCCCUUCUCCCCCGAUUUCUCAGUUUGGCCGGGAGGCCAGCUCUAGGAAGAGUCUUGGUGGUUCCAAACUUCUUCCAUUUAAGAAUGAUGGAGGCCACUGUGUUCUUGGGGACCUUCAAUGCUGCAUACAUUAUUUGGUACCCUUCCCCAGAUCUGUGCCUCAACACAAUCCUGUCUCAGAGUUCUACGGACAAUUCCUUCAUGGCUUGGUUUUUGGUCUGACAUGCAUUGUCAACUGUGGGACCUUAUAUAGACAGGUGUGUGCCUUUCCAAAUCAUUGAAAUGAAUCUACCACAGGUGGACUCCAAUCAAGUUGUAGAAACAUCUCAAGGAUGAUCAAUGGAAACAGGAUGCACCUGAGGUCAAUUUUGAGUCUCAUAGCGAAGGGUCUGAAUAUAUAUGUAAAUAAGGUAUUUCGUUUUUUUUUUUUUUUUUUUUGCAUGAAUUUCUAAAAACCUGUUUUCAGGUUAAGAAUAAGGCUCUAACGUAACAAAAUGUGGAAAAAGUCAAGAGGUCUGAAUACUUUCCAAAUGCACUGUAUAACAUGAAGCUUUUUGUCAAGGCAUGAAGUCAUCCGUGUGUGAAGUUUUGUGCAGCUAAUGUCCUGAACGAUGGAUGCAGAAUGAGUGGAGUAACGUUAGCCUGCAGUUGCAUCCUUUACCAUGAGGAGGCGCUGGUGCUGCUGUGCUGAUCCCCUCUUCUCCCCUGUCGUCCUCUCCUCCUCCCCCUCUCUCUGCAGGCUCGGUCCACGCCACAUCCAUGGCGGCGUCACGGGUGGAACAGGCCCUGUCAGAGGUGGCCUCCUCCAUGCAGAGCAGUGCCCCCAAACAUGGACCCCUACACCCCUGGAUGACUCUGGCCCAGAUCUGGCUCCACGCAGGUAUGGUAGUACACUACACCUCUGUAACACACCACUAUGGUAGUACACUACACCUCUAUAACACACACUAUGGUAGUACACUACACCUCUGUAACACACCACUAUGGUAGUACACUACACCUCUUAACACACCACUAUGGUAGUACACUACACCUCUUAACACACCACUAUGGUAGUACACACACCUCUGUAACACACCACUAUGGUAGUACACUACACCUCUUAACACACCACUAUGGUAGUACACUACACCUCUUAACACCACCACUAUGGUAGUACACUACACCUCUAUAACACACCACUAUGGUAGUACACUACACCUCUUAACACACCACUAUGGUAGUACACUACACCUCUGUAACACACAACUAUGGUAGUACACUACACCUCUGUAACACACCACUAUGGUAGUACACUACACCUCUAUAACACACACUAUGGUAGUACACUACACCUCUAUAACACACCACUAUGGUAGUACACUACACCUCUAUAACACACCACUAUGGUAGUACACUACACCUCUAUAACACACCACUAUGGUAGUACACUACACCUCUAUAACACACCACUAUGGUAGUACACUACACCUCUAUAACACACCACUAUGGUAGUACACUACACCUCUGUAACACACCACUAUGGUAGUACACUACACCUCUGUAACACACCACUAUGGUAGUACACUACACCUCUAUAACACACAACUAUGGUAGUACACUACACCUCUAUAACACACAACUAUGGUAGUACACUACACCUCUGUAACACACAACUAUGGUAGUACACUACACCUCUGUAACACACAACUAUGGUAGUACACUACACCUCUAUAACACACCACUAUGGUAGUACACUACACCUCUAUAACACACCACUAUGGUAGUACACUACACCUCUGUAACACACCACUAUGGUAGUACACUACACCUCUAUAACACACCACUAUGGUAGUACACUACACCUCAUGUAUACACACCACUAUGUAGUACACUGAAUCUUAUAACACCCAUAUGGUAGUAACUACACUCUGUGACAGCAAUAUGGGUAGUACAUACACUGCUGUUAUAACACCAUACUGGUAGUACACUACACCUCUAUAACAAACUUAGGUAGUCCACUUUAACAACAUAUCCAGUAACACACUAUGUGUUUAGUACCUUUGAACCUAUAACACACCACACUGUGUAGUACUUCUAUACACACCGCUUGUAGUACCACACCUGUAUAACACACACUAUGGGUAGUACACUACAGCCUCUAUAAUCACCUAUGGUAGUACAUACACUCUGACAACUGGUAGACAUAACCAUAACACCCUAGGUAGACACUACACUCUGUGAAACCCAUAUGGAGUCCUAACCUGAAACUAGGUAGACACUACCAUACAACACUAGGAGACACACACCUCUGACGCAUAUGGUGACAUACACCUUAUGACACACAACUAUGGUAUGAUCACUACACCUGAUAAACACCAGCUGGUAGUCAACACCUCGUAACACAGCCUAUGGUAGUACAUCACCCUGGUAAGACACACUAUGGUAGAGGGAUCAUUGUGACAACACAUGGUACAGUUAUCCAGAAUGAUAUCCUCGAGUAGUGUGUGUGUAUGUGUGUGCACUUGUGUUCAUGCAUGUGUGUGGUGUUAGUGAUUGGCAGGGUGUGUGUGGGAGUGGUAAUCCAUUGACUCAAGGGAGGUGGGGUAGCAGACAGCAGCUUAAUGGAAUCGAUAUGUUCCUGUGAGGUGGUCUGACUGUUAAGCAUGAACAUAUCCCAGGUAGGGCCUCCUGGACUGCUGCUGCUGCCUUUCAUUUGGAUUCCUCCUGUGAUGGGUGGGAACAUACACACACACACACACACUGACUGCUUUAUUUGGUCAAUAUCCUUAUUGCCGGCCUUGCUUAGAUACUCACACUGAUAAUAACACCAAGGGGACGUCACCUCCUAAUAAAACUGCCUCUCUUUGAAUCAGCUCUGAGAGAGAGGGAGAUAAAAUGAUGGGGGGGAGAGGAGAGGGAGGCAUUGUGAGAGGAGAGGGAGAGAGAAGGAAAUGGGGUGAGAGAAAAAGGGGGAAGGCAGGUAGAGAGAAGAAGAGAGAGGAGAGAGAAAAAUGGGGAGAAUGCAAGUAGAGGGAAGACAAGAGAGGGAGGGGGAGAGAGAAGGAGGGGGAUGCAGGGAGAGGGAGAUAAAUCCGCUCCUUCUCUCACUGCAGAGCAUUGAAAUGCUAGAAGCAGAGGCCAGAGCAGAGCAUGGUCCCCUCCCUCCCUCAGCCAGCUGCUACUGCCUGCCUAUCUAGUAGUGCUGCUGAGGCUUUGUGAACCAACCCCAAACAGUCUCGUACACACGCUGCUGGAGGCUGAGCAGGGCUGUUGCGUUCCAUGAAAAUGUUCCAAAAUGCCAGAGAAUGGAGAGAUGGGGGAUGGUGUCCUGGAUAUAACCUCCUUUCUCUGGGACCAACAAAUGAGGACAGCACUGGAGGCUUAGCUGGCUGCACAGAGAACAGCCUGCCUGGAGACACACACAGACACAGCCAUACAUAGACACACACAGACACACACAUCCAUACACACACAGACAUACAGAAACACAGGGACAGUUUUGCACAAUCAGACUCACACACACACACAUCAGUGCGACUUUAAGGUCAUGUUUGCUCAUAUCAUAGUUUUUCAGCUAUUUCACCCAAAGGGAAGACAAUGAGGAGACAUGAUAUGAUCUUUGGAUAGAAGUCUGUUUUCUUGCUUUUGGAAAACUCACUUUCAAGUCUGUCUAUGUAAUCUAUGGGCUUUAUUUUAAGUCCCUAUUUGCAAAGCAAUAAGGUGUGUGUGUGUGUGUGUGUGUGUGUAAAUGUUUAUCAGUCUGGCUGCCACCUGCUAGAAGCUCUCAUUUCCUAUUGAUGAAAUCAUUAAGACAGAAUACAGCAAUCACCCCUCUGGUCUGUUAUUUGUGUCAGUGUGUCACCUCACGGUCCUCCUCUCCCCUAUCUACUUUCUCUCUCUCUCCCUCCCCUAUCGCUUUCUCUCUCUCUAGCGGAGGUGUACAUUGGCAUGGGCAAGCCUGCGGAGGCGACGGCCUGCACCCAGGAGGCUGCCAACCUGUUCCCCAUGUCCCACAACGUGCUGUUUAUGCGGGGCCAGGUGGCUGAGCUGCGGGGCAACGUGGACGAGGCCAAACGAUGGUACGAGGAGGCCCUCUCCAUCAGCCCCACCCACGUCAAGACCAUGCAAAGACUGGUGAGUCUCUCUCUUCUUUUCCCGUCUUCUCUUGUAUCUCUCUCUCUCUCUCUCUCUCUCCAUCAUCAGCCCUACCCACGUCAAGACUAUGAGGAGACUAGUGAGUCCUGGACCUCUUCAUCCCUCCCUUCACAUCUGUUCUGUUCUCUCUCUCUCUUCUCUCCCGUCUCUUCUCUUCCCUUCUACUGCCACGCCAACCAUGUAGUCUGACAGCUGACAUUCAGUCCCAUAUCCAUAGUGCCUCCCAGUCAUAUAGCUCCCAUAGAGUUACUCUCUCAGGUCAUAGUGAAGUGGUACAGAGGGGGGAAGCCCAUUGUUACUGUAACACUGUAAACCUCCAUGCUGCUUGCUCAUCACUUUGAAAGGAGAGACUGCAGGUCUGACUCAUGCUGUUAGCAGAUUAACUUUUCUUUCUGUUCCCCAGCCUUUAUUGUUUUUAUUACAAAUGAGACACUUUGGGGAUGAAAAGGCUGCAUUGAGCCUAAUGAAACGGGCCUUUUGGAGGAGAAGGAGGGAGAGAGAUACCGAGAAAGAGAGAGCACAAGAACAAGAGACACAGCAUCUCUCUAUCUGAUGAGCUCAUAGUAGAAACCCAAUUAUGGAAAUUGGAAAUGGAAGCUUGUGAUUGGUUGGUGGUGAAUACAGAAUAAACCCAGAAGAACCCACCACAUUGUGCUGUGUCAGCACCUCAAGCAGGGAGAUUUUCCAAUCGGAUCCUUUUUUUAAAUUAGCUCUUUCUCUCUCUCGCUUUUUCUCUCUCUCGCUCGCUCUUUCUUGCUCUCUCUCUCUCAUACUGUACAGCUUGGAGCAAAAGUGAAACGUUUAGAGCUUCUCUACUGUGUUGUGCAGUCCAGCUAGAAUGGAAUAAUGCAUGGGGCUAUGGUAGAGAACUGUCUUAAUGUGUGUGCCUAUUCACUCAACUGUGUGUGCGCUUGCGUGCCUGCGGAUCUGUGUCCUCAGGAAGAGAUGAUGCUGAGACAGGAACAGGAUUAGUCAGAGAGCAGAGCAGCUUAUUGACCAAGACCUGAUUUGUGUUCUCUGCUGAAAACACUAUUCUCUUCUCUCUGUGUUCCGUUUCCCAGUUCAAAGUCUCUGCUUUAACUGUGUUCUAGUAGAAAGACAGUGCUCCUGUAUCCUGCUGAAAAUUAAGUAUAAAAAUGUGUGUCUGUUUUAAAAGCCUUACUUUGUCUUUUACUCCAAGUAAGCUAAUCACUGAGUGGAAACCUCCUUCCAAAACCUAUUGAAUUAUAAAUUAGCCUCUUUCUUAUAGAGGAACACUAAGGAGAGCAGUCCUGACUCCCGCCGUAAUGGACACACACACACACCAUUUUUUGAGUCCCUUACUGAGCUGAAUAGUGGAGCCCCGUCCCUCUGACUGUAGUUUGUGUUGUGAUGGUGACUGGACAAGUUUGUGUUGUGGUGGUGUGAUGAUGACUGGACUGGUUUGUGUUGUGAUGGUGACUGGACAAGUUUGUGUUGUGGUGGUGUGAUGAUGACUGGACUAGUUUGUGUUGUGAUGAUGACUGGACAAGUUUGUGUUGUGGUGGUGUGAUGAUGACUGGACUAGUUUGUGUUGUGAUGAUGACUGGACUAGUUUGUGUUGUGGUGGUGUGAUGAUGACUGGACUAGUUUGUGUUGUGGUGGUGUGAUGAUGACUGGACUAGUUUGUGUUGUGGUGGUGUGAUGAUGACUGGACUAGUUUGUGUUGUGGUGGUGUGAUGGUGACUGGACUAGUUUGUGUUGUGGCUGUGUGAUGGUGACUCACUGUACUAGUUUGUGACUGGUGUGAUGGUGACUGGACUAGUUUGCCUGGUGUGAUGGAUGGCGUUGGGUGCAGUGUUUGAUGGCUGCUGGGUGGUGGGAUUGUUCCGCCGUGCAUUGCAUUGGCGUCGUGUCUGGGAUGCACAGUGUCGUUUGUCAGUCAGACUGUUUGUCAGAGCUGAUAAAGCGACGUGGUAAUGGGUCUGGCACACUGUAUGGAUUUAUACACACUGUCCCUCUGUUCCCUCUCUCCAUCUCUCCAUCCACCCCUCUGCCCUGACAGGCCACUUUGUGGAGGGCUGUGCAUCACUCCACCACUCUGACUAAUGAACGGAAAGCGAGAGAGAGAGAGACACGAAUAGGGAUGGAGCGAGAGCGCAAGAGAGAGCGCAAGAGAGCGGGAGAGAGAGGGAGGGAGAGAAUCCAGAGGGUUCUGCUAAUACAUCUGUGACUUCUAGACUGGAUCAAACAGAAUCAGCCUGAGGCUUAGAGACUCCUCUCCUCUCCACAUUUCAUUCCUCAAAUCUUCCCUCCACUUUUCAUGAACUAUUCAUUUCCUCUCCGGACUGGCUACGACCAUACUGUCCUUGGAUCUACUAUGCCUGUCCGUGUGGUAACACAUAUUAGUGUUGCACGGUAUACCGAAACUUGAUAAACGGUUUAUUUUGAGAUUUUUUUUACAACUAUCGGUACUUCUGUCAAAUGUGUCUCAUGUCGUCUACUGAUUGAGGGAGGAUCAAGUCUAUCAGCACAGCAGAAGUCUCCACCGUGCCUGUUCUGUGCCUGCUCCAUUUACUCAUUGCUAGCUCUAGCCUGUCCUGAGGAGCCACUGCACUCACUGGGAGUCUGGGCUGCAUCACCACUCAUGCUGCACAGAAGUUAACACACUUCGAUAAGGCAACACAGCAUGUAGAAAUAUUGAAACUGUUAAUUACUGUUAACAAAACGAUGUCCAUUACAGGCUGGAACACUUUACAAUGCAAGAAGAUACGAGUAGCUUCUAGCUUUGUAGGCUAACUUUCCAUCAAUUCACUACCCUAGUACCUUGUUUUGGAUAAUAUGCAAACCACAAUGCAAAAUAUUGCUGAUUUCAAAGCUGAUUGUGACCCAAAACCUUUUUCAUUCACUUCGUCUCCCCCGCCUCACAUCUCUUCCAGUCAAGAUAAUAUUUGCUCAUGGCUUGAACUGUGUUUGUGAAUGACGUCAUGGGUCUUGAAGCGACAGCGCACACUUUUAUAAAAUAGAUUGCUUCUUCUAUGCAAAUGUUAUUGAUCAGUACAAUAAAAUAAGUCCCAAAUAGAAGGGAAACAGAUUGUUUUUCAUCUGUAGCCCCAUGAAAUCAGCCAAAACAAGCUCAAUAACUCAAUGCAUGCACACACUCCUAUUGAAUAUGCAUUCACCUGUAUUGUAAAUAGGCCUAGGCUGCAUCCUGAUUUACCCAGUUUAUCAAUAGAGAUUUACCAUUCAAAUAAAUUAUUACCGUUAUGUAGUUAGAUUGGUUAAAAAAAACAAGUCAAAUUGAUUGUAUAAUUGAUUCAUUAAUUCAUACAUUCAAAAAUGUCAAAGGUAAUGAUAUUGAACUUAAAAGAUAUAUCUGGAUCAAGUUCCAUUCUGUGACUUUGGCUAAUACCCCUUUCUUUUUUUUCCCCCUGGUAUUGUUUUUUGGUAUCCAGUAUCGUGAUGGUAUCGAGUAUCAUGGUACUAAAUCUGGUAUCGGUAUUGAAGUCAAAAUGCUGGUAUUGCGACAACACUAACACAGAUCCUGUUCCCACAACUAGUCUGUGUUACUGAGCUCUGUGAUAGGCAUAGACGGGCUUAUCUAGUGAUGGUGCUGCAUAUCUUCCAGUUUGGUGGUGGUAUUAUACGGGUUGUGUUGCUCCAUUAAUGCUAGCUUGCUGGGAACCACCACUUGAUAGAUCAGGUUGCAGUGGUAUCAGUUGAGCUGUUGCUUUAGCAGCAGAUGAGUCAGCUGUUUUACAUUGUUGGGACCAGACCAGUAGUUUGAUGCUGUAGCAGUGGUGUGUGUCAGCGCUUUGAUGCUAUAGGACAGUUAUUAGAUGUAGUUACCACUGUUUCUUCUGAGAAGAUGCCAACGAUGCACCGCACUGGUAGCAGCAGCCAGCAACUUUUUAAUGGUGUUAAUGCAGCAGAUAAUGGUGCAAGGACUUUUACUCCUUCUUUAUUCUAUCCCUCUCUCUUUCUCUUUCUCUCUCUCUCUCUCCAUCUCAAAUUUUUCCACUUAAAUGGAGUUGGUGUUAAUGCGGCAAUGGCAGGGCCCAGACUUCUUCUCCUCUUAUUUCUGUAUUCUCUCUUUCCUUUUCACUCCAUAUCCCUCUCUCUAUCUAUGGCAUUUCCCAGGGGUGUCUGUCUCUGGCUGCAGUGCCAGUCCUGCUCCCCCCCCCCCCCCCACACACACACUUUUGAGUAAUUAAGCAGCGUAGCAGCUCAGAGCAGCUUGCUGCGGCCGGGGCCACAGCCGCACAUCACUCUGUGUCAGUUCUGCUGUAUCUGAGCUUUUCAUUUUGGAUUUUAUUUUGGCGUCUGUCUCGUUGGUCUCAGCAAUAAGCAGGCUUGUCACAUCUCAACAGCCUGUCAGCUCGGGGGACGGGGAGCGACGGGGGGCACACAAACACAUACACACACACACCUCUGUCUGUCUUUCUGUCAUUCAGUCAGAGUGCGGUGGAGGGGUGCAGAGUCACAGGGUGGAGCCCCUUCCUCGGACAGGAGAUGGCUCUCCCUGGCCCCUAACUGUGCUGACUGCUCUCUUCUCUCUCUCGCUCUCUCUAUUUCCCUCUCUCUCUCUCUCUCUUUCUCUCUCCUCUCUCUUUUUCUCUCUACUCUCUCUCUCUCCCUCUCUCUCUCUUUGUGUGUGUCUCUGUGUGUUUGUCUCUGUCUGUUUGAGCCCGUUUCUCUCCAUGAAGCCUUGGGGAAAGAGCCUCAAGGUUACUCUGUGAAGGAUUUAGCUAUCUGCUGUAGCGACAAUGGCUGACCUUUUUGUGUUAGUUUAACAGUUACUUAGCCUGGUUUUUAAAGGCUGGCCGCUUUGAGAAGUUAAUUGAAAGGAUGAGAUUACAUGAGUGUAGGAUGUGACUAAAUGGAGUGUGUGAUUGUACAGUUCACUCUGUGUGUGUGUGUGUGUGUGUGUGUGUGUGUGUGUGUGUGUGUCACUAGGACGGAGUCAGCUGGGCAGUGAUAAACAGAAGGGUUUAGACUGACUCCUCUCUCUGAGUCAGUGUUACAGACUGUAAAGCUCUCCCCCUCUCUCUCUCCCUCCCUCUCUCGCUCCCCCUCUCCCCUCUCUCUCUCUCCCACUCUCUCUCCCUCCCUCUCUCUCUCUCCCUCUUUCCUAGGGUCUGAUCCUGCACCAGCUGCAGCGAUACAGCCUGGCAGAGAACAUCUUUCACCCCCCUUUCUCACUCCUUCAUUAUGUCACUCACACACUCCAUCUCUCUCCCUCUCUUCUAGGGUCUGAUCCUGCACCAGCUGCAGCGGUACAGCCUGGCAGAGAAGAUCCUUCGGGACGCGGUGCAGGUGAACUCGACGGCCCACGACGUGUGGAACAGCCUGGGGGAGGUGCUGCAGGCUCAGGGCAACGCUGCCGCCGCUACA
Coregonus sp. 'balchen' is the source of this 47649-nucleotide messenger RNA. NCBI's taxonomy places the organism in Eukaryota, Metazoa, Chordata, Actinopteri, Salmoniformes, Salmonidae. The record is from the annotation of a GenBank genome assembly.